This is a messenger RNA of Cinara cedri, 45135 nucleotides long. NCBI's taxonomy places the organism in Eukaryota, Metazoa, Arthropoda, Insecta, Hemiptera, Aphididae. The record is from the annotation of a GenBank genome assembly.
CUGUCGUCGACCGCGCGCGCGUUUACCGAAACACAAUACACGCGCGCGCGCCCGCGCACACGUCGUCGUAUACUCACACGAUAAUAUUAUUGUACCGUCUGUCCGCGGUAUACAUCGCGUGCCUUUACCGCGGUAAUCGGUCCGUUAUUAUAAACAGCAUAAAUCUUUAUCGUUUUCGGAACGCCGACAGUGCCGUAUAACGGUUAUCUAGAGAAUAUAUCUGUAUAGCUGUGCGCGCCCGAGUUUUCAUUUUAUUACUAAAACAGAAAAAAAAUAUAUAUAUAUAGUAUAUAAUUUAAUAUUAUUAUUAUUUAUGUAAUUAUGUGUGUGCAUUCGCGUCGUUUUCGGCAUUUUAUCCCCGACCGAUCGAAUACGGCACGUGAAUAAUAUGUAAAUAUAUUUUAUGUACAUCGUUCCGGCGACACGACCAUACUAUCUCGGUAUACCGUCAACGUGCCCCGGCCGGGGGAGUUGUGCUCAUAAUCGAAAAUUGCACACCCACUUCCGAAAUAGCCGAUACUAUCGAAUACCGCGAUUUUAACGGUGAGACUUUACUUUUUUUACCCCUAGUUUUUCCGCUUUCUUUCAAUUUUUACGAUCGCCUAAAUCUCAACAGAUCUACCAUAAUUCUUUCGUCGAUACCGUUCAGGUCGGGAUCCAGGCCGAACAUGCUCAACAACAUCAGUUUACUCGGCUCGAACAUUGUCGGUGGUAAGUGCGUUUAUAUUAUUCUAUUAUGUUUUAUUUAUAAGCAUGUACAUAUUCUUAUUGUAUAAUAUAAGUAAUAAAACUAUAAUAUCAGUUAACCGAGGCCUGAUUAACCAUUAAGCUGAAAAGGCUACAGUCUAAGACGCCAAUUGGCCAAUGUUAAAUGCGAAAUAGGGGGAGGGGAACGCAAUAAAACAAAUUGAUUUCUUCUUAAAAACGUAUAUCUCUAUAAUAUAUCAGUGACCAUAGACGUAGCCGGAUCUUUUUUUCGGGGGGUAUGCAAGAAAAGAGCUCUAUAUAAAGAGAGCUUAUAAAUAAAAGGCCAUCGCCAAAUCAAUCACAGCCUACUGCUGGUAAAUUCAUUAAUCAGGUCCCGCAGUUAACAAAUUUAUAUAUAAUAAUAUUCGAUAAAUGAUUCGUCGUGUACCUAUAGAUGUGAUUAUAGUAUACAUAAUAUACAUACAAUACGAUCAACCGUUAGGUGUGGAGAUCGGGAUUUAUGCAAACAGUGUCACCUCCUUAAAUUUGAACAUUUAAAAUACAUUUAAAUAUUUAGUUUUAAAUGCUCGUGGGUACUACUAGACUACUCAUUUCGUGUGUUGUCAUGUCUUAUUUUUUUUUUUAAUCUGAUCGUUUGAGUCGUCUGAUAUCUUGCGAGUUAUCGAGGAGUUGUAUAGCAGUUGUAUUAAGCUUCAGUCUUCUUGCAUGUUUGCGGGCAAACCGGGUAAUUUCAUCCUGUAUAGAUGUUUUUUCAAAUGGCGGUGGAUGAUAUCGUUCUUAUCAUACCGUUAUGCUGUGAAAAUGGUACGAAAAGCGAUACUCUAGCAUCGUUGUAUUAUUUCGAUAUUAGACUUACUGGCACAACCCCACAGUUGAAUACCAUAAAUCCAAAUGGGUUUAACAAUCGAUAUAUACAAGAGCCGUUUGCUGAUUAGGUAUAGCUCGGAGUGUCAUCCAACUAGCUAGUAGCUAGCUAGCUUUGUGCAUUUUUUGUUUGGUUCGCAACUUUUUCUAGUGUACAUGAUGUUUCCUGUUAAAUCGUGAGUCGAGAUGCAUUCCCAGAUAUUUUCUGAAUCAUUUUGCGAGUAUAUCUAUUGAUUUAGCGUGACUGGGAUGUAUAUAGUUUUUACGUAGGGUGUAGUUAACGUGCAUCGACUUGUUUCCAUUCAUUUUUAUUUCCCAUCGUUUCGUCUAAUCGUAAACGGUGUUGAUUGUAGGGUGUCAGUCACAGCUUGUUGGUCCUUCCUUGUUUAUAGUAUAACUGUGUCAUCGGCAAACAUAGCUAUCAUUGUGUUCUCAUAAGUUGGAAUAUCAGCUGUAAAGAGAGUAUAGGUAUAAAAUAGGUCCAAAAACACUACCAUGAGGUAUUCCAGCUGAUAAUAUACUCUUCAAAUUAGAUAUUGCUUCUUCGUAUCUUACGCGAAAAUGUCUCUCGGUCAGAUAUGAUUUGAGGAAUGCGCACCACGUGUGCGGGAGCUACUCACGUAGUUUUAGUACUUUGGAAUAAGUAAAUUUGUAACCAAACCCCUCCAUCAAUUUUUGUAAGCUCUUUGAAAGUGGUCGAAUCAGAUAAAAAAUUGAGAAUGGACUUUAGGUAUAUCUGGUGCAUAUACAAGUAUAUUUGCUUCACGGUUAGAUAACCGUGAGUUAGAUUUAGUUUAGAUACCAAGCAGAUAAAACCGGUAAAACCUCUCACGGAUCUGCUUCCUCAGAGAAAAAGUGUGUUGUACGAAAAAUGACAUAAAAUAGAUUAUGUGUAAUAUAUAAUAUACGUAGUCGCAGAGAGUAAGUUAAAUAUAAGUAUAUAAGUAUAUAUUAGGUAUCUCAAUUAAUGUUAUUUAUUUUUAAAAACAUACAAUUAUAAACAAUCAUUUGUACAGUUAUUCUACAACAUAUUUCAUUUAAAUUAAUAUACUUUUAUUAUAAUAUUAAUAUAUUACAAGGUGUUGCAUGAUGUUGCCCGUGACAAAUUAUAAACACGCGUAAAUAAUAAAAAGAGUAGUUUUUCUCCGUGAAAAACCAAUGGAAACCAGAAAUGAACGUGAACAAAAGGCUAAUACUGCUGAUUAGUGUGUCACUAUUGUAGAGAGGAAGUUGGAAGAAAGGAUAUAUUUAAGGGAGUCAUUUAAUUUAUAUCUAUACGCAAUGAUAAACUAUUGCUAACAAAAAACGAUUCUAAGCAGAGUAUUGUUAGUCGUAUUGUUUACUUUGUAGCCAAGAUAACUCAGAAAUCAAUAAAAACUGAAUAUCAAGGAAAACCAAAAAUGACUUCAUCAUUACACCAAUACUAGAUUAAAAAUUCUAUAAAGUUUUUGAUUGGAGCAAGACUUUUGGUAGAAAAGUAAGUUUUCAAACACAAAAAAAAACCCAUAUAUCAUAGUAAAAUCAAUACAUUCCUCGUUUUUUUUAGAAUCUAAAAAUUUAAUUUUCAUAUUUUAUGAAUGCAUUUCCUUUGAAAUUUCUAAAAAUCUAUUUUGAUGACAUGCAUCUACAUAUUAAAUAAAUUAUAAAGAUCCUAUUUUUUUCUCAGAGAUCCAAACCUCUGUGAUAAAACGUUAAGUUUUUAUAAACACGAUCAUUAUCUUGAGUUAGUGAAUUAUAAUACCUAUAUUCAUUAUUCAUAUUCUCUCUAUUUCUUGGAUCGUUUGUGCGACAACUAAUAUUCUGUCGUUUUGAUGAAAUUAUUAUAGUUAAUGAUGUUUUUAUAUAGAAUUGCAUAGUUUCGUCCUAAUAUUAUUUUAGAUGUAGCGAAGAAACUAUUAGUUUUCCUACGAUGUGGGUUUUUUUCGCGGAAAACACUUCUGUUAGUAAAAAUUAUCUGGAUUCGUUUUAUUUCAAAUCUUUAAAGGAUACGGAUAUUUCUCCUGAUGGUUAUAUUUUUUUUUAAUUAAAAGUAAUUAAAAGGAAAUAGACUUCAAAUCAUUUUUUUUAUUUGACACUUUUUGGACUAACAUAGAUAUUCUGAUGAUUUGUGAUUAUUUAUAUUUAUUUAGGUAUAUUAUACAGGUGUUUUUUUCUCUACACCUAAUCAAUUAUUAUUAACUGUCAUUUUUAUUUUUAGUUUAUUUGUAUAUAAUUAUUUUUCCUCAAUAAAUAUUAUCAUUUUUUAAAUUAUUGUUAGUUAACAUGCAGGAAAUGUUAUAUCAUUGUCGUAUUAUCUUUUGUAGAAGAGGCGUAUUCAAAUUGCGUCCAAAAUUUAUAUUUUAUCGGAGUUUAUCUAGUUAUUAUUUUUUUCACGAAAGGUCCGUCUCGCGGUGCAGAAUAUAUUUUUUGCUUGCGUUUGAAAAACGAAAAAUAAUCAAAGAGGAAAACGGGGAAGUGCGAUAUCUGCUUUGUAUCUACUUUAUGCAUUUAAAUAUUGCAUUGAUUCCUGUUUUAUUUCAAUCUAGCUGAUAAUAAAUAUCACUGCCAGCGGAGUUUUCUAUCCACGAAAAGCUAUUGAAUAAGCAAUUGUGAUCAUACCUAUAUAUUUAGCCAUGGACAUUACAUUGCCUCCGGUUGAUUAUAUUAGAAAACUCGGGUUUUGAUAGGACGGUCGGUUAAAUUAAAUUUGCAACGCCAAAUUACCCCCGUACCACUACGCACCGCGAACACGCGCCACACAUAAUCAUCGCGCAUAACCCACCGGGCGGUGCCAUCGUAUUCCGUACACCCGUUCAGUCUUCGGUCCAACCACAAAUAUUAUCGACGUCUCAUCGUCCACCGUGGACACAUUUAACCAGAUUUUAAUUUUUGAACACUUUAUUUUAACGAAUUCAUUUGUUUUUUGUUCACGUGUACCGCAGGCCACAAGGACUUCGAUGGUCUCAAGCACAGAUCGCUACAUCAGUUGCAGACAGGCAGCGGUGGUGGACACGGCAUCGGAGGUGACCAUGGACUCGGUGGUGGUCACGGUAAUAGCCACUUGCAAGGCAACGGUCCGUCACCACCGCAGCUUUCCUCGGUUGGUGGUGCAGGUGGUGGUGGUGGUGGCGGUAGCGGACCGUUCCGGUUGUCGUGCGGCGGUUUCGAUCUGUCCACUGCGACCGGUCACGGGUUGGCCGCCGCUGCGGCUGUCGCUGCUGCCAGCGGUGGAGUUGGAGGUCCAAACGUCGAUGACGUCGGCAAGCCGAACAAGCAAAAGAGACACCGGACCCGGUUCACGCCAGCGCAACUCAAUGAACUGGAACGGUGCUUCAGUAAGACCCAUUAUCCGGACAUUUUCAUGCGCGAGGAAAUCGCUAUGCGAAUCGGUCUCACCGAAUCCCGAGUACAGGUAAUAAAUAAUUAACCAUCGUUAGUAUUUUGGAUGGUUAGAAAUAUUUCUGUAGAAGUAUUUGCGAGCCUUGAGAGCUAACGCGCGAUAUAGCGAAAUUGUGCACGAAAAACAAACGAAAGGGUUAUUAAAACUUAUACAUUUUGUAGAUGAUAAAAUUUUGAAGAAAAUCACGUCGUCGGUGGUUUAUAAUACUAAAUUGAACUUGUGUCGAAGAUACAAAAAAAUGGUAUUUAAAAUAAUUGUAACUUUUUUAAUAAUUAUAAUUAUACAAAAAAACGCUGAUGAGUUUGUUUUCAAUAUAUUUUAUAUUUAUUUCAUCUAAAGGUUUUACAACAGACGUUUUAUCUCUAUAAUCGAUUUUAAAUGCAUUUUCGUUUGUUUUAUGUGAACACAAUUUUGCACACAUAGGUAUAUAUAAAUAUUAAUCGACGAAUGUAUGAAAUAUGUAUAAUUAUUAUUAUUAUUAUUACCAUAAUGUUAUAAACUCAUGCAUAUUGAUUAUUAAUUUUAAAAAAAUUAUGGCACUACCCAACAAUUAAGUAGCAGGAAUUGUGGCCGCAAUCUUUGAAUUAUACAUAGAUCUGCGCCACUGAAGCGUAUAAGAUCGGUAUAUUACUGCCGCCAUCUUGCAAUACGUACCUACUAGCUAGUACCACCUAAAUAUAAUUAAAAUCUUGAAAAAUAUUAGUAUAAAUUCUCCUAGAAACGUUUAGUCACCAAAAAAUCCUAUUUAAAUCGAUUUCAUAUAUGCUGUGAAACCUCUCUUCACGGACACUUUUAAAUAACAGACACCUACAACAGGUAGACAUUUAUUUGGAAUCUGGGACAUUUUCACUACUUAUAUAUAGGAAAACUUCUAAAUACGGGACACUUAUAUGGCCAGUUUAACUUUUAUUUUUUAUUUUUAAUUAAGAACAAUUGUGGAAUGUCUAGAUAAAAGUAUACACCCAAACUUCAUAGAUUUUAUUUUAUUACAUUUUCACGAAAUUAAACUUAUUUUAUCAUUCCAGUCUUUGAAAUGUUAUCGCAUCGAAGAAAAUAUUUUUUUAGUCUAUGUUAUGUGAAGUUGUCCUAUUGGUAUUUAGUUGUGUUUAUGAUUCUAAUAUACAAACAUAUAUUGUAGUACGUAAUGUUGAGUAAAAGAAAACAAUUAACUUUAAAGAGUGGCAUAGCCAGAAUUCUAAUGUUGGGAGGGCAACCUUCAAUAAAUACUUGAAUAUUAAAAAACUCUCUAGCAAUAUAUUUUAAAAGUUUAGAAGAGGUGAAAAUUUGAUUAUAAAUAAAACUUAUCAGUUAUCAAUUAUUUGUGCCAUUGACAACAAAAAAAAAUCUAUUUUUUUCAACUAAUGCCAAAAAACAAAUUACAAUAAUUUUUUCACACAAAUAGUAAAAAAAAUUGCUAUUUUGAAGAAGAGAUUAGGGGUGACAGUUGUCCUUCUUGCCCAUCUAUAAAUAUGGUACUGACUAAAAAAAUAAGUUGACAAUCUUGAAUUUCGAAUAUGUGGACCACUUUGUGAUCAGAAAACAAAUCGUGGAUAUCAUAGUAAAUAAAGACACUCGUUAAAAAAUUUAGGUUGAAAAUGGAGAAAAGAUAUGCGAAUAGACAAAGCUAAAGAAAACAUAAAUGUCUCUCGUCGACAAUGAACUGUUAAACUUUGAAUAUUUCGAGAAUAAAAUUUAUCAGUUGAAUAAAUGUUAUACAUAGUUAUUAAUCGACUAACGAAAUUCACUUUAUUUUAGAUUCAGAGUGUAGCGAGGGAUCUAUUGAUUUUACUAUGAUGGGUGUUUUGUUUUGUAUUAAGAUAAAAUUUUCAUUCAGAAAAGGUGUUACACUUGAUACAUCUGAGCAAAAUUUCUGGCAGAAAAGUUACUCCCAGACCCGCUCCGAAUUUAUAAUUGAGUGUAAUGUAGUAUUUGAUGUUUAUAAAUUUUAAUAUUAAAUUUUGACGAAAAUCUUAAAUAUUCAAAAUAUUACCUUUAAAACAUAUAUAAAUAACUUCAAAUUGGCUUUCGUUAGCACUUAGCAAUGGUUUAUCGUUGCUUACAGUUAUAAAUUAAAUAACUUUAAAAAUAUCUUACCUUCCCAACUUUCCAUCUACAACAGUAGCACGCCAGUCCUCAGUAUCGGCUUUUUGUUCCCACCUUUGGAUACCGGACACCUCCAAAUAGCGAACAAAAUUUUAAACUUGAUUUAAAAACUAAAAAUGAAUCCAAUACACUAAAUAAUAAUUUACAAUAUAUUUUUUUUACUAUAUUGCUUAUAGUAUCACUUAAUUUCUAUAUAGAUUAUAGACAUAAAAUUUGUAUUCAUAAUAUAUUUAUAUCAUUCAAUAUGUAAUUUAAUUAUUUUUUGCCGAAGAUUCGAAAACACCAAUUUUUAACACAUAUAUUAUAAUAUUAAUUAAUUAGUAAAUAGAAAUUCAAAACAUUAAAUAAUAUAAUCAUGACAAAAUAUAGUAUGAGCAUCAUGUGUACGUUUUCACUUCUGGCCUAUGUCGCAGUUCUCCACUUAACUAUUGGCAAUGUUAAUGUUAGCCAAUAAGAACUGGAGAAAUACUACGGUGUUAUUACCGAUAAUAGUUAAAGCAAAGAAAUAUUUGAGCACGGUGUGCGUAACAAAAAAUUGCGACCAUAUACUAACCUAACUAUAUUUUAUCACGAAUAUAAGAUGGAAAUUAAUUAAUUUCUAUUAUAAAAUGCAAAUCAUCGAGAAUUGGGUUUUUAUUGUUAUUAAAUAUACAUUAUAUUAUCGUGUUUUAGGAUUUGUCAAUAAUUAUUAUAGUAUAAUGUAUGUGAAAUCAAUUCGGUACUAAAACGCCCCGGGACUGACAAGUUAUUAUUAUGUUAUAUUAUUGUUCUAACGGACACGUUUUUGGGCGAAAUAUUAUAAUGUUCGACUAUUUGUCGUAGAACAGUGCCCGGGCACCAGUAAUAAUUUUUAUUUAGACGGUUGUCCGCGGGACGCACGGCGUGCACGUGUCACGCCCGGUCGCUUUUGUCGACGGCAACUGAAGUGUCUGUUUUUGAACGGCCGGGACGAAUAAAACCUGCAAACUAUUCGAUUGUAAUAAAACAAUAUAAUACGCGCUUAUACGUUUUAUAUAAGACGAAACGUUUACCGCGCGAGCCGCGAAUUAUCAUUAUAGUAUACAACGGCGUUUACCGACGGCUACCGUUCAGGCGGCGACCGACCGUGUGAGAGAGGCGUGUGCGCCAGGCCCGUCCCCCGUUGUCACCUUUGUCGCAGACGGCCGCCGCGCCACCCGUCUUCGUUACGGCGGCGGCUUCCCGACGCCUCCCUCCGGCAACGGAAUAAAAAUAAAAUAACACCCAUCGGCCACCUCCGGUGCCACGCGCGCCGCCGCUUUUUGUUUUAAGGGGCACCCACUCCCCCGACCGUCCGACCGGGCGUACACGACUCCACGCUCCACGCGCCGCCGCGGCGACUCGGCACACCUAAUAAACAGUGAUCUUACCAAAUCCUAGCGACUGUUUAUCAAACUCGCAGAUUGCUUCUCCCUCCCCCCCCCCUCCGUCUCACUAUAUUCUUGCCCCAUCCACUACCGAGAUAUUGCCGAGAAACAUAUUAUUAUGUUUUUUUUUUUUUUCGGUCCCCGCUAUAUAUGGUUAUAUUAUUUGAACCCAUGCCGUUUUUCGGAAAACUCAAGAAAACGAUUUUUAAUCAAAUAAACUCGAAUUCGCGCGUGGCAUUUAAAUUGUAACUUUUUUUUUUUUACAAUUUAAUGCUAUAUAAUGCAAUACAAAGCAAGUAUUUCUUUACCUAUAAACAAUAUGUGAGACUCGUAUAUUAUUGCUCGUAAAUAACAAUAUUUGGUCGUAGAUACAACGUACUGAAGAGAGAAUCAGGGAAUUCAUCGGUCAGCCCGAGGUCACCGAUUUCAAUUAUUAUAUAUAUAUAUAUUAUAUACGUACUAUACAUUAUACAUGUGUAAUAAUAAUUAUUAAUUAUAACCAUCUAGAAUAUUAUAUACGAGUAGUGUUGCAAAUUUGAAAUUUUUUUAUAUAUAUAGUAGCAUAAUAUUUAAAUUAAAAUUUCAAACAAUUCUUUGUAAAUUUUAAUACAUAUUCCACAUAACGAAUACUAAUUAUCGUGAUUAGGGUAAGGAAGUUUAUGCACUAAAAAAUGAAAAAAAUAUGUAUGACAAACUGGCAAAAUAUGAAUCAAAAAAAGUAAUAUAAUUAUAUAUACUGCAGAUAAGUGUCAUUUUUUAAACAAAGUAACUUUUAAAUUUUAACUUAACUUAAGUUAAUAUUUUCCUGAAAAUGUUUAAUUUAACAAAUUUACUCAAAUUAAUUAUUACCUAUACUAAUGUUAACUUUAACUUAGCAUAGUUUUUUUUGGAUUUCUUAAACUAAUUUAAACAAAUUGGUCAACUUUACUAGCUUUGGUAAACAUUAACCACCUCACAUAUGACGAUUGUGGCUUCAAAUGUCAACUUAUGACAACUUAAUGACUAAAAGCUUUUUUCUUAAUACCCUAUACAGGUAAAUAAAUACUAACUUUGUGAAAUAUGAAACGCGAGAGUAAAUAUACGAGACCUGCAGAAGGUAUAUCUAAAUUUGAGCAGAUUGAACUUGUAAUAUUUUAGAGUUUUAUAUCGUUAAAAAUGCUAUAAUAAUUAUUAAUUUUCAUUCGACUAUAUUUAACCUAUAUUAAAUGUUACUAUUUUUAUUAGACCAUUAUUAAAUUUAAUUCGGCGGGUAUCAAAAAACGUAUUAAUCAUCCUGUGUAUAAUACAAAAUAUGCCAUGUAUCUUACAGUAUAAUAAUAUUAUAAAAUUAUUCGAAAUCAUUCCUGUAAAAUGUAAAUCUACUAAAUAAUAUUUAUAUGCUAUUUAUUCAUAUGCUUAACAACCGUUUUAUUAAAUUUGAUAUAAUAUAUUUAUAUGAUAAUAGUGAUGCAAACGUACGUUUAUUACGAAAGUGGGUGUAGUCACUGUGGUAUUUUUCGAUAGGUAACAAUAGCUGAAUUGACUUGGCGAACUCCUCCCCAGUCAACCCCAAAAAUCAAAUAAAACAAUUUCCGAUAAAAUAUUUGAUGAAUAAUAAUAAUUAUGUUAAACAAAUUGUGUUAGGCUAACGACAUUCACCCUCUUUAUACGAAUUGCGUGUAGUAUAAUUUAAUUAUUGUUUUAAUAGGCAUAUUAUAUAAUUGUAUUUGUAUUCUAUACACAUAAUGCAACUAGCAUCUUCAGUUUAAGUUUAAUCAAUUAUAAAAAUAAACCAUAUUAAACUUGUAGGAAUUAACAACUAUCUACGCACAUUAAUAUUCAAUUGCUGUUCUAGUUAAAUAUACUAGAAAUUUAUAGUAUACUUACUUAAAUGAACACUAAAAUGUCGAGUGUAGGUUGAAACUUGCGCUAGUGGCGUAUUUGAGUCUUUAACUUGGGGGGAGGAGGGAAAAUUGUAUUGAUUUGUAACUAUAAAUCAAUUACAAUUGUUUUAAACGAAUCUUAUCAUUAAUUAGAACUUAAAACGCUUGUAAAAAAAUUAUAACUUUAGGCUCAGAUAUUUUUUUUUUUGAUUAUAAAGUAAAACUUAUGAUGAACCUUGUAUGAAAUAUUUGAUCUUUUUUAAGAAGCUAAAUACUAUAUAAUUUCAAUUAACUAUAAAUCAAUUAAACAGCUUUAGAAUAUUUCCGAAUUGAAUUAGAUUUAAAGGGUACUAUAUAAGUCUUCAUAGGAAAUUUCAAGUUACUAGGAAUACUUUUACUGAAUUACAACAAAAAAACAAAAUCAACAGAAUCUAUUGUUCUAUAAAUAUUUCCGUUUUUUGACUUUUAAUAUCAAGUUUCUCACAUUAUAAAACAAAAUAAGAAUUAAAUCAAAAAGGAAUUUGUCUAAUGUACCUACUAAAAAAAUUGUCUACGCAAAAACUCUUAUUACUUAUUAGAGUAAGAUUUCUAUUAUAGUUAUAAAAAAUGUAAUUAUUAUUAUUAUUUUUAUUUGUUUUAUUAAUUUGUUUUUUGUAAAAAAAUCUCUUGGGAGGGAUUGUCUUUAUCGCCCCCCUCCUCAAAUGUGUUACUGGGAUACUCGCAUAAAGAUACUUAUCUACGUAAUUUAUACCUAUAGAAAUUUGUAUAGGCAGUCUACGUAGUUUCCAUCCAAUUGGAUGAAUUCUUUCACUUUUCAUGUUGCAAGAAAUAAAAUAUUUUUAACGUGUAUUUAUAUAAUAAUGCUUCAUUUUUUUAAGAUUUAGCAUUUGUUCUGGGCAAUAAAAUUCCAAACUCAAUACAUAGUUAAGAAAAAGUAAGGCAUUUUCGUAAUAUGUACAGGUAAUUCUCGUCAAUUAUUUUGAUAUUUCUUUACACGUUUAUUACUAACAGUCAUGUAUCUCAGCACUCAUAAACUGUACGACAAUCUGCAGUAGUACCAGAUGUAACAUUAGGUAUGUUUUAGCAUUAUAAACCGUUUAUACGUGAUUAUAUUUGAGGUUAUUUAUAUUAUUCAUAUUGAUAUUAUUAUUAGUUAUUCAUUUAUUAUAUACCUACGCCUACCAUAAAUAUAUUGUAUACCUUCAAAUACGAGUAUAUUUCGUGUUAGAGUUAGGUACAUACCUUUUGAUAAGAAUGAGUUCCUAAAAAGAAAAAAGUUGAUGAAGGAUAUUAUAUAUAUUGAUAACAAUGUUAAUAGUGUUAUUAACAUCGUCAUCAACUUUGAUAUUGUUAUCAUAGUCAUGAUAAGACCUAAAUGACACCUGAAAAAUUGAAAUAUAUUAAUUAAUUCGAAAUGUUUAUUUUUGUUUGAAAGGUUUGAAGAUUUGAAAGAUAGCUUGUCGAAGAGUGGAUCAUAAAAUACAUUUCUUAUGAAUUUUACGUGAACUACUCUAUGAGGCUAGAACCCAAUAAACGUUUUACUAUUUACUUGAAUUCCUACAGUAAAUUGUAUCAAAAUGUUGCCAACACCUUUUUUUUGAUAUAACCAACGAUAUUUAAAGUAUUCUCCAUUGUAACUACAACUAGUAUAAACACUAUAUAAUUUUCGCAUUUGUUAAAUUAAAAAUCAUUAUAUUCAUCGAUUCAUCAUAUCAUUCAUAAAUGUAUGUAUUAUUCCAAAAAGUAACCGAAUAUCAGUAAACUCUUUUUCCAAUUCGAAAUAGAUGGUUAUAAAAUCCACUUAACUGUUUACUAUAUGAAUGAAUUCGCAAAAACGUUGUUUGUAAUCAAUUAACUCACUAUUGAAACACCAAAACUAGCCUAUUUUGAUUUAACUUCGCGGGUUAACGGCAUUAGGUAUGUAGGUACUAGAAGCUUGCACGGGCCAACAAUUUUUGGCCCGGCCAAGUCCGGUAUUUUAUUGGCGUGCAUGGAAAAUCCCGGGCAGGUUUAAAAAUAUUUUUCAAAGCCGGGAUUUUUCGCUAACGUAUAAAUGCCCACCCCGGCCUGGAUUUUUCUGAUCAUUUUUUAAUAAUUGUACUACACCAGUCGUAUUCUUGUUGGACUACAGAUAGUAUUAGGUUAUAAAUAAAAAUCUAAGAAAUGCCCAAUAUGUAUAUGUAAAAAAAAAGCUCUGCCCGUAAUAGAUCUAAAAUUUAAAAGCCCGGUCUGGCCCACUUGUUUCUGUACAAAAAGUCCAAUCUAGUCCGGCCAGUAAUAUAUUUAUAUUUGAAACCCGGCCCGGCCCAUGUAUAUUUGUAAACAAAAAUCCAGUUCGGCCCGGAUUUAAAUGUAAAGAGCCCGGGCCGGUCCAGGCCAGGUCCAGCCCUUAAAGGUCUUUAGUUAGUAGGUUAGGUUAGGUACGUUAUAAACGUUUAAAGAAAUACCACGAGAAUUGCCAUUAAUGCCAUUAGUAUACCUUACUUUAUCCUAUAUUACUUAUUAUUUAAUAAUUUAUCAUAUACAUAAUAAUAUAAUGUAGAGGAAUAAAUUAUAACUAUCCAGGAAUCGAGAUUUAUCCACACACAGAUGCAGGGAAUGAAGUAAUUAAAUAUUACUAAAAUACCAAUUCAAUAGUAAUCAUGCUAUAGUAUAUAUGACAGCGAUUUGUAUUAAAUAGAGGAAACAGACCUGCACUUUGAUUUCUUUCGUGUGUAAUAAUAGUUAUUUAUUUGUCUUCUAAACUUUUAAUCGUGUACGCGCUUUAUAUUAUACUCGUCCGUGAUCUUAAUGAUGAUAUAAUAACUUCUAUACACCGAUCAAUAAUAUCCCAAUUUCGAAAACCAUCCGAGUAUAUACGAUUGCAGUGAAAGUGAAUUCAAUGUCGUUUUCACGUUCAAAUAUACAAAUCGUAUACGAUUUCAAAAAUAAAUCCCCGCGUCAACAGUUUACUCUACCGUUUCCAUUACCUUGUAUAUAAAUAUAUAUAUAUACACAUACACAUAUAUAUACAUAUAAACAGAAGGAGGGAAAUUUUAAAGUACACACAUAUAUUACAAUAUAGAGUAUAGACAAUAUUCCGCGUGUACACUGACGGUCGUUUCGAUUUAUAUCCGUUUUAACAAAACUGCUGACAUAAUAUACUAUAAAGCACGAUAUUUUUCAUUUAUUUAUUUCUUAUAUGGUAUUAGAUUUAUUUUAUAUCGUCGAUUAACCAGCAAAACCGUGUAAGUCACAAAUAUUGACUAUUUUUUAAUUCUGAGCGAAGCAAGAAAUGUAUUGGUUUUACUACAUGUAUUUUUUUUUUUUUUUUAUCUAUAAAUGUCUUCUAUUAAAAAUCUUGUUUCAAUCAAAAACCUUAUCGGAACUUUCUUGCAGAAUUUUUUAUCUAGUUGGUUUACAGCGGAUAUUAUUUUUCGAGUUUUUUUUGCCAUUUUUUUGUAUUUCCAAUCAAAUUUGUCAAAAUUGAACUACGAAGUAGUAACGGGUAGUCGACGAUAGAUAAGUUAUUAGUACAUAUAAUGUACCUACAGUUCACGUAUCGACAAAAAUUUAUUGAUUUAUAGAAUUAAUUACUAAUCACUUAUUUAUUCUAAUUUAAUUAUAAAGUGCACAAGUCUUAUAUUUGAAACAAUUUUAAAAAAAGACAAUAUUAAAAGUAAAAUGUUUUUAAAAUACGCGAAUGAGGAUUUUUAUGAUUUUCAUUAAUAUCUAAAAUUUAAACGCUUAUACAAAACUGACUGCAUUAGGCUAAACUUAUUUCUUUUAUCACAAAUAACACCAUAUGCUGAAUCUCAUAAAAUUUUCAAGUUGGCCAAAAUAAUUUUAUCUAAAUAAAAUCAAACAUUAGUUAACUAAAAAUACUCAAAAAUAUCGAAUAACUAUAAAUAGCUCAAGAAUUGCUAGAAUAUUACAACGUCUAAAAAAUACUAAACUAGACUUGUAUGUGAAAAUUACAGGUCUUCGGAUUAUUUUUUAACAAAAAACAAAAACGAAAAUGAUGAUUUCAUGGUUAAUGCCAAAAACAUUUUCUUUUUUUCAAUUAUUAAGAAAACUACAUGAAAAUUAAUUACCAAUAAGACAAAAUUUGUUUUCAGAAAAUAUCCUAUACUAAAUCAUAAAAACAACAAAAAAGUUCUACGACGUUGAUUAGAGAUAGAAUUUUGGUAGAAAAGCUGUUCAUCGAUUCUCACCAAAAAUAAAAAUAAUACAUCUAAGCACAUCAUAAUAAAACCAAUAUAUUCAUUGUCGCAAUGCAAUUUCAACUUACUUUUAACUUACUAGUUACCUAGUUUAUACUGUAACUAAAGUACUUAACCAGAUGUACUUUUCCACAAAUAUUGAGUAACUUAACCAGUUAUUUAAAAAAAAUUUAAAAGCUAUUCCAAUUUCUUUUUAAAUAAACUAUUCAUUGUGAUGUACACAAUUUGCCAAAUUUGUAAACACUCACUACAAAAUAUAAUAAUACAAUUUAAAAUUGACGCUAGGAGUCUCAUAAAUGAAAAGAAUAAAUAUGGUAUAAAAUUAGUAUUGUAUUAUUGGUAUACUGAUAUUGCGUUCUGUGCAUUUGUACUAUUUCUCAUUCAUAAAUCAUAAUUGAUAUGGUAUAAUAUUUUAAUGGUUUUAAAUUAUACAUCGGAUAAAAAUUUUGGAUUUUUGAACUCUCCCGUUUAACAAAUAUUUGUUGGAAAUUAAUUUAAGAAAAUAAUGCCGUCAAGAUUUAAAAUAUUUUAUUAAUUGUAUUUAAUAUUUUAUUUUAUUUUUCAUAUACAUAAUACAUUUAUACAAAUCGUGUACCUAUACAUAGGUUCAACUAGACUACCAACUUUGGGGGUGCUAAAAUUAUGGAUAUAUCAAAAACCCACAGGGACUAUGCCCCCACAAUCUCCUUUAAACGAUUCUUACAAUAAGCAACUACAGAUUUCAUUUAAAAUGUUGUAUAUAGAAAUUUAUCAUAGUUAUUUUAACAUUUUUUUUCUGAUUGUCUAUAGGAAAUUUUGUUCUGCUCAUUAAUUUAUGAAUUAUAUGAAUAAAAUGUUAUUACUAUGAAAAACUUAUUAAGAUUUUUCGAAGGUCAUAAUCUUAAUUAAUAGUGCUAAAGUCCCCCUAGCAACACCCUUCCAUAGUUGCGCCUAUGCAUGUAUAUAAUUUGUAAUGUUUUUUGUAUAUUUUAACUUUUUUCUAACUGUGUCCUUACUUUUUUUAGUUAAAAAUUAUCACGAACUUGCCCAGACAUGCAUUUUUGCUCGAUCAAAUAAAUUAUACUUAUAUAAUACUACAUAAAUACUAAAAAGGCUAGACAGUUUCGAAUAGCUAUUAUAAAUAGCUCAAAAAUCGCCAGAACAUUAUAUAGGUACACAAAUCUGUAUUGCGAAAUUUUCUUCUUUUUCACUACGUUUUUUGGAGGUUUUCCAAUUUCUAAGAAAACUACGAGAAAAUCAAAAAAUAAUAUCCUUAAUUUACCAACUAAACAACAUUUUCUUCUAUAAACCAAACUUAACGUUGAAGAUCAGAGUAAGAUUUCUGAUAAAAAAUUGUCCGCAGAAACAGCAAAAAAACUUAGUAGGGUUAAUCUAAUACAUUUCUCACUACACUCAGAUUCUAAAAUAAAUAAUAAUUGCAUAUACUUGUAUAUUAUAAUUAAAAUGCAUAUACUAUAUGUAUGAUACAAAUUUUGAAUUACAAUAUUAUAUUAUGUAUAUACAUACAUGAUAAUUAUUUUGUGCAAUACUAAUUAUAAUAUAUUUUUAUAUGAAAUUAAAUAUCUAUUACCUACCCUGUGUUUUACCAAUUAAUUAUAAUUUAUUAUAUAUUUGUGUAGGUAGAUCAUUCGGUGAUGGAAAAUAUAAUAUAUUUAUAUUAUAUUUCCCUAUUAAUUGUUGAUAUUUUAUCUCUUGUUAUACUGCAACAGUGUCAACGCACAUAAAUACAUAAUUAAUUAAUAAUUUAAAUUUUAUAUUGUCAAAAUAAUGUCAUCCGAUGUGAAUAUCAUCAGGUUCUUUAUAUCUCGUCCAUCGAAUAACUACCCUGACUCCCCGUAUCCCUCGGGGAAAACAUAUAUUCAUUUUCGUUCUGAUAUUAUAUUCUCUAAUGGAAAAGUGUUACUGUGUUAGUGACAACGGAUCACUGACACAAAGCAUCACGCCCUAUACCGUAUAAAAUGCAUCAUAUGGCGCGUCCUUUUCAUUUGACUUUGAUUGAUUUUACAAAAUGUAUUUAUAUAAUAUAAUAGGGUUUCAUUAUUGAUAGACACUAUUACAGGCAGGUGCCUAUAUAAAUAUAAUGUACAAAAAAUAUAUUAUGCCAUCUAUAAAAAAAAUAUGAUUUGAAAAAGAAGUAUACGGUUAAAAUUAAUAAAAUGUUGAUUAUAAUUAAUAUAAUAUGAUGAUGGUAUUGUACAGUAAUAGCAAUCAUGAUGAAUUUCGAAAUAUAAAUAAAAUUGGAAAAUCUACCUUUAUAAUAUAUUAUGCAGAAUGUGUUUAUGUACAUUGACUCUUAACAUAAUACAGCUAUACGAUUAAAUUUUUAUUUUUAAUUGAUGAAUAUACGUGGGUAUUAAAAAAAAAAAAAAAACCGCUAGAUAUGAUUUGCAUAUAUUAAUACAGUAGUAAUAAUAUAACCCGUUCGCAUACCUAGUGAAUUAAUGAAAAAUUAAUUAAUUAUUGUAAACACUUUAAAUUGUGUGUGCUUACAACAGAUGGAUGGAUGGAUGGUUCGACGGAAAUAUAAAACAAGGUCGGGCUAGGUUAUUAAAUAUGGGAGUGACGCAAAUCUCAGGGGUUAUAGGUUACAAUAACUGGGUUUAAUUCCCCAGAUUUUUUUUUAGUGGAUGGGUGAUAAUCGUUGUGGUUCACCAUUGGUGAUAUAUUUUCGUCUGUUAUAGCCACAGAAAUGUCAGAUACUAUUCGUCAUUUUUCAAUUUGAGCAAGAUCUUUGGUAGAAAAUUUGUUCACAAAGAAAAAUACACAAAUCGCACACUUCAUAAUAAAACCGGUAUAUUCCUUACUCGUUACGCUCAGCCUCAGCAUCUACAAAAAAAAAAAAAAAAAAAAAAAAACAGCUAUAGUAGUAUGGUAUUAUAUUGCAGUAGGUAGUAUUCGUAUAAUAACGAUGCGAGGAUACGGUCUGGGUGGCGACGGUAUAUAUAGUCGAGACGGGUGGCUGAAAAAAAAAAACAUUUAUUUACCAAUAUGUAUCAUCUAUAUAAUAAUAAAGGCGAACGAGCGUGGGGGGAAAAGUUUUUACUUUUUAAAAGCAAAUACUUGUCCUGCGCGUGCUGCUGUGCGCCAAAGAAAAACUAAAGAACGACGAACGACGCGGCGUCCAUACGAUGGCGUUGCGGUGGUGUGACGUCAUACACGCACACAAAAACGCGCGCGCGUAGCGGCUAUAUAUAUAUAUAUAUAUACAAUAAAUAUAGUGCGGGGCUGACGACGAUGAGGGCCGCGAGCUGAGUUAUAACGUCCCCGGAGAGGAGAUCAACACUAGUUAUCCAUUGUGGUCGACGUCGGCGGUUGUACGGUCUUUCCUCCGCCGACGCCGCCACCACUAUAAUAAUACUAUCACCGCCGCCGCUGCCGCCGUUGACGGUAAAUUAUAAAUACGCCAUUAAACCCUGUCGCGGCGUCGCCGUCCUCGGUGGCAUCCCUCGCGCGCGCCAUACCGGCACAUGAUAAUAUUAUACGUCUCCGUGCCGCCGUUGUCGUUUGUUGCCGGCGCGCAAAUCCCGCGGGUGUGAUGCGUGCGCCGGUACCGACUGCUGCUGUUGCUACUGUUGUUGUUGCUGCUGCUGCUGCUGCUGCUGCUGCUGUAGUUGUUGCUGUUGCUGCUGGUGUUAGUUGCUACUAUUCUGCUAUAACACAAUAUCUACUAUACCUAUUAGUGAUAUUUUUGCCAUUUCUGCUGCCAUAACCGUAUAGAUAUAUCUAUAGCUGUAACUUUAUUACUACCGGGUGUACUAAUGCUAUAUUAUAAUAUUAUCAUACACACAUGUGUGUGUGUGUGACAGAAGUCGCUGUAUGGGCACCGCCCACAUAUCGCUUUUCGCGCGUUUUUCUAUCGUGUUCGCGACCACUGCUAUACGAUAACGCGGUAGUCGUAUUUAGCCCGUCCCAUGAUUCUGCAUCAAAAUAUAUUAUUUUUCAAGUUCACCCAUGUGUUUUUCACGGAAAUCUAACAAAAUGUCCGGGGAUAGAAAUAUAUUAUUCCCGAUAAAUGGGAAAAACGGGAAAAUGGACGAAAUGUAAUAUUAUUAUUUUUUGUUUUGAUUCAGUUAAAAAUAUUUGCAGACUUGAGCUUUGGACAGAAAACUAUUUGCCAAGCAGAAAUACUAGAACAUGAGGUUCAUCACAAAGUCGUACUUUGUGGUCAAAAAGAAAAAUUUACUGUAAUGUAGAAUUUUUUUUAUAAGAAUUUUAAUAUCAAAGUUUGAAAGCACACUAUUCACAUAGCUCCAUUCAGAAUCAAUUUUCGUUAGCAAUGGUUAAUCGUUGGGUACAGAUAUACAUUAAAUUUCCCCUCUAUACUUUUCCAACUUUUCACUUAAAAUAGUGUCCCCCCACCGUGGGAAGUAUGUCCGUCUUUUGUAAUUUUAUUUUUCUUUAUUUGGACAUUUUUUUCUCAGACUUUUUUACCUCUGGACAUUUUUUCCUAGGACAUUUUUAUUCGGACAUUAUUACAUAGAUCCAUUUUUCAUUACCAUCGGUUCAGGGCUGGCUUUAAGGAAGGUCUAAAGAGCCUUGGCUCUAGAUUCCCCACAAAAUUCGACUUAUGUGGAGCCCCCACAGGUUAGUAACCAUCACAAAUUUGUUUACUUAUGAGUUGAAAUAGAUUAUGAUAAUGUUGAGAUAGCUUUGUCACUGAAUGGUAGUAUAAUAGCUAUGAAAUAUAACAUAUUAUAUUUUUUAAUCAAAAAAUUACAUGAUAUCAAAUUGUAUUAUUCAUUUCGUGAAAAUAUGACCGAGAAAUGUUUAAGCAUUUCACUAAGUGGAACAAAUUAUUUCUAUUUUAUGAACUACAUAUUUAUGUAUACAUAAUAGCAUUGAUUAAAUAUACAUGGACAGUCCAAGUCAAUGGACAAUAUGGGAACAUUAAUAUUAGUAGCUUAAGAAUGUUAAUGAAUAGUGGGCACAGUAAUUCCACAGUAGUAUCCACUCAAUAAUUAAAAUCGAAAUCAGGUAGACAAUGAAAAUAUACACGGGCGGUAAGGGGUACGCCGGCAAAAGGCCUUAAUUGUCAAUCAAACCGCGAUAAGAAGUGCCUAUUUCAAGAAUAGAUAUUAAUAUUGAAUAUUAUUAUUGUUUCUGAAUCUGACUAUUCGUUGUAUUAGUUUACAUUUUGAGUGAAGACAGCUCCUUUCACAUUAAACGGUUUUGAUCAUACCUACAGCAAAAAACUGGACGGUAAAAAUCCGAUCGGGAAAAUUAAAUUGGUUUGCACGAAAUUUAUCUAAUCAUUUAAAAAAAUCUUGCAAAUAUAUUUUUAAAGUUUUUGGUUUCAUUUUAGAUUCUGAGCGAUGAAUGUAUAUUGAUUUUACACUGUGUUUUUUUUUCUCUUGUGUCUGGCACCACCUUUCGGGGCAGUUAAAAUACUUCGAUUUUCUUCAUCAGCAUCUUUUCUGGUAGGGAAGUAGAUCUAGUUAGUACUUUGAGGGGUCAAAAGUGAAAAUUCCCAAUAGUUUUUAAAAGCGUUAAGAAAAACCAACAAAAAAUUAAGACAAAUCUGUGAUUAUUACGCAAAAUCGGCUUUAGACUAAAUCGAUUUUGGUUUUUGGUGUAACUCUAAAAAAAUUACCGUAGAUACAUGUAUACAUGUUACAUUGUUACAUGAUACAUGUUUUCAUUGAAAGUUUAAAUUAGCAAUUUCUAUAUACCAUACAAUUUUUAAAAUAUGUUGACUCUUUCUGAGCUCUUUAUAGGCAUAUAAAAAUGUCUACUUUUAUUUGUUUUUUUUUUUUUAAUUAUUGUCGAUAAAAAAUUAUUUGUUCGGUCAAAAUAAUUGGAAAUUUAAUACAAGGUUACUCAGAAGUUGUUGUUAAUGGAAAUUAAAAAAAUGUUAAGUUUAAAUCCACAUACAUUUAUAAUGAGCCUAGCGUCUACAAUAAGAAUCACAAAGUUCGUCAAAAUCAUGAAAAUUUGGAAAGUAUUUUAAGUUAGAAAUACAUACAUUUUUUUUAUUUGUAUCUAAGAGCCGAAAAUUUAAAACAAGAUUCUUCAUACAUUUUACAACCUUUAAAAAAUAAUGAAAAAAUAUACCGGAAAGUUGAACUAAUGUUUUAUGAGUGUUUGAGGUUUAAAUUUUUUUGACAUUAAAUAUUCAUCGGAUUUCUCAAGGAAUGAUUUUAUUAUUUAUUUGUAAUUCAAAAAUAAAUAACCAUAGAUGCUUGAAAUUUGACAAUUUUUUCAACAUUUGAACUUAACAUUUUUAUUUAAAAAAAAUGGGCAUUUUUAUCGUAAAUAUGUUUAAUGAUUAAAAUAAAAGUGUCAUCGUUGGGUGGCUUCUUAAUUCAAAAUAUAAUAACGUUGUUGCAAAUUUCAAUUUCAAUUUUGCAAUAAAUAUGAUAACAUUAAUAACAGUUAGGUGAUAGUUAUUUGGUCUUGGUAAAACAAAACACUUUCAUGAAAUUACAAAUUACUAACAGUGCAACCUAUUAGCAUGGCCCCACACUACUAAAUUUCUGGCUCCCAUUUCAUUUUAUAAAGCGUUAACGAAUUUUCCUAUCAGUUGGACUAUCUAUGUAUAUUUAAUCAAUGAUAAUAGUAUACAGAAUGGUUCUUUUAUCAUGAACCAAUAAUUUUUUUGGAGGAUUUUAUGUGAAUUUGAUUCUUGAAUUUUUUUUUUAAUCGUUAUGCAAUCAUUUAAGAUUUAUUUUAACACCAUUUUUAAUUGUUUACGCCUACUUCUUAUACCUGAAAUGAAUAUCAAAUUAUAAUUUUUAAAUAGUAACCCCCUCUUUGAACCACAAAUUUAAAUAGAGAAUAUUUUUCUAAACAUUUUAAUACACAGAACAUUAUAAUAUCAGAUUAACCAUUUAUGAGUUAUAAGUUAUAACUGUAAUAUAACUUAUAACAGUUUAAAACUAAUACUGGAAGAGUAGGGAAGAGUUAUUAUUUAUUAUUUAUCAUUUAAAAAUAUAUAUGCAACUACUCUUCGUUACUCCUCCUGUCUAAACUUUGAACUGUUGUAACUCAUAAACAGUAAAUCUGAUACAAGUGUUAAUGUAUUAUGCAUAUUAAAUCGUCUAGAAAAAUAUUAUUUAUUUGAACCUGUGUUUAAAAAGUGAAGGGAUUUUUGUUUUAAAAUCAAAAAUUCAUACUUAUUUAAGAUACAUGGUGUAGGAAUAAAAAUGUAAAAAUAGUUUUUAAAUAAACUCUAAAUCAAUCUCCAAUGGUUAAAAAAAAAAACAAAUCAAAUUUAUUUAAAAUUUUUACAGAAAAUUGCAAGUUCAAGAUAAAUGAAUUACCCUGUAUAUUAAUAUAUGAUAUAUCUAUUAAACAUUUUUAACUAGUUUAGCUAUAAAUUAUACAAUUAUUAACGUGUUUUCUUAUUACUAUAUUACUAUAUUUAGUUAAUAUAUUUUAAAAUUAUUCAAUAAAUUAAAUAUAUUAUUUUGUAAAUGAACCCUGGGAUCCAUUUUUACAACAAAAAAAAAAAAAAAAAAUAGAAAAGUUAGGUUUGACUCAAAGUAUUUUGAUAUAACUUAUGAAAUUUACUUUUUUACCUACUUAUUUAUAUUUAUAAAAAAACGUAUACUCCGACAUUGAAUAAAAAUAAAAAAUUGUAUAUUUUAACUUUAACUACUUUAUGCCACACCCAGUGAAUAUGUACUUAUUCCAGUAUACCGACAUCAUUAUACUUCCAUUUCUCUUCGAAUAUGUAUAAGCUGUCAGUAAAAAUAACAAAAAUAAAAUGUAUACUUAAGUAUGGCAUUGAUUGUGAUCUCUACAAUUUAUAUAGAUCUACUAAUAUUAUACGUUUUUUAUAAUAUUACUUAAUACAAUUGGCCAUGUAUACAUAUUGUAUUUAUAAUACACGUGUAUUCAAAAAAUUAUGUAGAUAUAUUUAUCAUACAUUAUUUAUUUAUUAAUUUAAUUACGACCCAAAAUCAAAAUGAAAAGUACAACUUAUUUACUUUAUAUGAUUGAUAGAGUUUAUAAGUAUAACAAUAAUAUACGAAUCGGAUAUUAUGAUAAAAAAUGUCUACAAAAAUUGAGUUCUUUAAUAGUUUAUUAAAUUAAUUAUUAAUAGUUUAAGGAAAAGAUGGUAUUAACCAGGUAUAUUAAUACAUCUAACGUCAAAAACCAUAAGUGUUAAUUAGCAUGUUAUCUACACACAAAAAAUAUAAAAGUACAUAUUAUAUACCUAAAUAAUAAGUACAUAAUAGGUAUAAUUCUCUAAAAUAUUGAACGUUUUUUUUAGAUUCUGAAAGUAUAGCGAGGAGUGUAUUGAAUUUACAAUGCUUUUGCUGUAUGCUUUUUUUGUAUUAUUACUAUUAUUUUUUUUUUGUGUUUGUUUCUCUACUUUUCUACCACAAAAUCGUCUUCCGAUUAUCCACUUCAGAAUUAGUUUCUGAUAUCAAAAGUAGUUUAAAUAAACUUCACUCAGAGUUUUUGAAUCGAUAAAUCAUUUUAGACAAAUAUAAAUUAAAUUAAAUGAAGUUUAUAUUAUUUAUCUAGUGAAUACACAAUACACAUGUAUAAUAUAUAUUAUUAUAAUUUAUAUAAGGAACAUCAAAAAUAAAAAUUCAAUAUUUAUUUAAUUAAUAUUAUUCUGUAAAGCGUAAAUAUAUUACUUAUAAAUUAAAAUAGAACGAUGAACCAGUUGUCUAUUUAAUACAAACACUAACUCAUUACCUACUAACAUUUCAGUAGGUAACUUUACAAUCCCACAAGAACGCAAAAUGAGUUUUUGUACUGUGUGGAAAACCGGAAGAGAGAUCAUUUAUUAACUUGGGCUUCCAUUAAAAUCUAUCUGUCACCCCCUCCACGGGAUGCCGACGGUAGUCUACACGCAGUUAAUGCGCAAACCUUGUCCGGGAACCUCAGGCUAUAUUGAUUCGGCGGGGUCUACGGGGCGGAUUUAGCGCACUCGCUGUGUUCUGGGACUUGCGCAAAACCCGGAAAUAUAAAAACAAAUGGGAAACGCUUAAACUUGGCCACGCCAAACAUUUUAUUUAUUUUUAUUCGUCUUUUCUGCCUCUUUUUAAAACAUUUUUUUUUUUAUCCUGAAUCGGAAAUGUCGUUUUUCAAUCGUCCAUAUUAUAAUAACGCCUCUGUUUAUUGAAAUGUAGGAUUACGACACAGAUAUUCAACUUUUGAUCACUCCUUUAAAACCCAGUUAAGACCGUGGCUUUAAACUGAGAAACUUUAACAGGAUACCAAGUUUACAGAUAUAUUUGUGCUUUGAAUAUUAAUGAGAUUAUAACUGAAUGGUCUAAAUAAAAUUGUGUUUACAAAUAACAAUACAAAUUAUUAAUUAUGUUGUAGUAGGUAUCGCCAUUUAACAAAUCUCAAUAAAUAUUUGAAUUUAAAAUAACAACUUGUAUAUAGUAAUUAAUUUUGUAAUAAUUUACCUUUAUACAUCUAUACUUAUACGUACUCUUACGAAUUUAAAAGAAUGAGUUAGACAUAAUUUACGUCGUGGGUAAGCUACCCAUGUUAGAUGAAAAUUCAGGAAAGUAUAAGGUAUUAGGCAAUUUAGUUUAUUAAUAAAAGCAACGAUAAAACCAUUACCAUGAUAAAAAAGAAAGAUUUUGAUAGGAGUAACCAAAUAAUGGUAAUUUGAAAACCAGAUCUAAAAUAGACAAUUAUUGUUAAAUAAAUCCAGUUUUUAAUUGUAUAACUUGUUUGAAAUUUAAAAAUUUUAUUUAUUUGUUUUAAUAUUAAAUUACUAAAUCAGUAUUCCUAAUAAUUAUUGUUGCAUUUUGAUCAUUUCUGAUAUGUUGCUAUUGAACCUUCCAAUCUGUCGAUCAAUGUUCAACAUUUUAGAUCUCUGUUGCUAUUUAUUUUUGUCAAGUUGUUCACUAUUUUAAAAAAUACCUCAGUUUAACACAAUAAUAGCCUACUUAUAACUAAAAUUAGUAAACUAAAACAGAUUUAAAUAUUUAAACUUUUUAGUCAAUAAUUUUAGCUUAUAUUUUAUUAUAUUCUAUAUAGGUAGAUGUGAAAUAACUAAAAAUAUUAUAACAAUAACUACCUAUUACUUAUUAAUUCGUCAUAAUGAAAUCUUAAUAAAAUUAUUAAAAAUCAUUUAUUAAUUUAAAUCAUAUAAACUAAAAGAUUAUAAUAACUAUUAUUUACUACCUUAUUUACUCACAAAAUUGCCGAUUUGCGUUAGUAAAAUAAAUAAAACAAAUAAAUAAACAUUAUGAUUAUAAUUACUAAUACAUAAGUCAAUGCUGUAGUGCAAUGGGGACACAUAUCCCUCAGAUAUAAUUCGUUAUAUUACUUAUUACAGUUAUUUUAAUGUAUUUUAUCAAUCUAAAAAUAAUAGGUAAAAAUAAAAAAUUAUAAAUGCUCCCUCCUCGAGUUUUGUGGCUACUGACAUAAGUGUCAACUAUCUUAUCAAAAAGUAAUACUCAUAAAAAUCAAGAUUAUUAUUAUUAUAUAACAAAAUAAUUUAUAUUUUAUAAUUAUUCAUAUCUUUAAAUGCUCGUGACAAGUUUUAAAAUAUGGUUUACUAACAUAUUAUUUAACUUAUGUGAAAUCGUGUAUUUAUGGGAAGGUCUAGGGGUACUGGAUACCUUAUAUUAAAUACCUUCCAAAAAAUGCCCAGCCACGAAACUGUUAUAAUCUGUUAACUCUUCGCAGAAAAAGUUGAAAAUACGCCACUAUCUAUGGCUUAUAUAAACAGAUCUGUUGAUAUUUAACUGAAGACACUGUGCAUAGAUACUGUAUAAGUUGAGAUCAUAUUAUAGAUUUAACGAAUUGCUAAAUCUAUUAUAGUAUCAUCAGUUAUCAUGUUAUCCACUGUAGUAUAUAAUGUAUUUGAAUAAAUAUACUGUAGUAUUUGUAUGUUGUAUAUAUUUUUGGAUUUAAUGUACGAAACAUAAUUAAUUAAAUUACUGUACUGCGUUAUUGUAAUUAAAUCAUAUGUUACUAUAAUUAAAUCAAUUAUACUGCAUAAUCGUAUACUUACGAGAACUAUAGGUAUCAAACAAUUUAUAGGGAUUUUAACAUGACGAAAAGGGUUUUAAAUUAUAAUAUAUCAUGAACUAUAUAUCACUUACAUGAGUGGUAUAUAAAUAAGUAGCUGACUUUUGCCAGCUUCUUAUUUAUGUUUCCCCGGAGCAUGCGUUGAUCAGACCAUCAUUGAUCUCCAAAUAAAGAAUAAUGAUCUAUCUAGCGAUUUAAAGUUUUUUAAAUAUUAACGCACAUGCAAACUAUAUUUUUAAAUAAUUUUCUUAGAAUAAAUCCUAAUAAAAAAAAUCAGUUUCGUAGUUCCCAUUUUCUAGGUUAGUUACGGGGGUACAUCCCCUCUCUCCAAAUCGUUUUAAAAAUUAGUUUUGUUGAAUUUUAUCAUCCUUAAAAAAGUAGGAAUUACAAAAAAUGACAAGUGCAAUAGUGCCCCCUCUCCGAAAUUGUUUUCUGGCUACGACAAUGUAAAAAACCUAUUUUAAAAUUUAUUGCAUACUGUAUACAAAAUAAAAAUAAAAUUAAAAUGUUAAUAAUUUUACAAAUUUGAUUUGUCUAUUUAUUGUACGAAACCAUACAUUUAUGAUACAUUUAAAAAACAAAUAAAAUAAAUUAAAAAAUGAUCUUUUAAUUGAAUCAGCUAAACCAGUGGUUCUCAACCUUUUAUUUUAUUCGUGUAACCUUUAUUUACGAUAAUCCGACACUGCAUCGCCUUACUAUUAAAACAUGUAUAAUGCAUUAAAUUUCUAAGUUUUAAACUUUUUUUGCUUCCAUGAGGAUUUUGUGUCACCUUAACAGAAGUCCAUAUGACCCUAGUUGAGAACCACUGAGCUAAACAAUCCCUACUUAUUUUUACCAGAAACCAUCACAAAAAUACACUACAUAGUAAAUCUAUCAUAAUAGAAUCUAAAAUAAAUUUAUAUGUAAGUAAAACGUUUCAUUUUUCUUAAAUUAUUAACCCCUCAGGUUAUGUUGAAUUCAACUAUUUUAAGGAACAUUAAAUUUUGUUUUAACUCUUAUAGUCCUUCUUUUAUUUUUCCAAUUCGAGAAUUAUAUAUAUAUAAUAAAACAUUACAAUAAUUUGUAAAAAUUGUAUAAUAUGUCCACUAUAACUUGUAUAAUAUUUACCUAAUGAAAUUUAAAAAUGUUUAUAGUUACGAUUUUUACUUUCAAAUGUAGCUCUAUAAUAAAUCAGCCAAUAAUAACAAUAUGCGUUGUAUUACCAUCAUCAUAACAGUAGUAUUAAACCCCUUGUUCCGGUCAUCAUCCCUUUACAUAUUUAUGAUACCGCAUAUGGGUUUUUUAUUUCGGACGGAUGUUGAUUUAUGACUGGCUAUAUUAUGUGCACGCUGGGUUAACGCAGCGUUAAUUAGAUAGUUAGAUCCGCGAGGUCAAUGUUAGGUUGGGGUCGCCCCCAAAUCGACUAAACCCUUUACAUAUUUUUUUGUCCAAACCAAAUGAGGUUUAAAAUUUAAUAAAAAAUCAAAUCCAAUCAAAAAUCAGCUGGCACAUAAUAUGAGUCAUAAACACCUGACAGAUAGAUAAUGAUUACCAUUAUAAUAAUAAACAAAUGAAAGCGAUGCAAACGAUGCUUGCAACCUGAUAGUUAUAUUAAUUUUAUUUUUCAAUGAUAAUUGAGAAUCCACAACUUUGUGGUUGAUUGGGAGGGGGGUUAAGUGUUACUUAUUUCACGGGUCAUUCCCGACCAUUGCCUCUCUUUUUUCUCCUUGGGGAAAUUCCCUUUUUAUAACAAUAUGUAUAUUGUAUAUAUAUAUUAUAUAAUAUAUAUUUUGACCCUCGUACAAAUCCCGAAAUAAUUUUGAGUAUUAUUUGGCUACUAAGCCAUCCAAUGGCAUCCAGAGAGGGUUCAAUUUUGCUAUUUUUGUAUUUUUUUUUUUUUUUUUACUGUUAUAUGUAUUUGUGUGAAAACAGAAACCAGGCUAUAAAUCUAUUGGUCCGCAAAUCCCAAUUGCGUACACGUUAUGUUAUGGUGUUAUAUGUGUAAAACCACGAAAUAGAAGGAAUACCGACUAAAGCAUUUUGUUAGGAUUACCAAAAAAAAUCUCUAAGAAAAAUACACAUCGUCCCCUUCGGUCAGUUUUUACAGUUUUUAUUGUGUUGCGCUCCCCACUGUAUUUCCCAGUUUUAUGAUCUUAUACGUGUUAUUAUACUCUACCACGUAUAUUUUAUCGUGGUAAAUAACUAAAUAGUUAUAGAUAAGCAAGUACAAUAUUUUAUAGGUUUUACGUAUCCUCAAACAAGUACCUACAGCUUAAUGUUAUUUUUUCUGUUCCACACAUUAUAUAAAUUAUAAAUUGUAAAAUAAUACAAGUUAGUGGUGAUUAAUAUAUUUAUAUACAUAUAUAUAUAUAUAUAUAUAUGUGUGUGUGUGUAUCAAAUAUUAGUUAUACAUAUUAUAUUACAGGCAGUACCCUAAAUUACCUACACUAAUAAAGUUAUUAACUUGAAUGCCGUAUCUGCUAGGUAUUAAAUAAGAUAUUACUGAAUUUAUAUUUUUGAUUUUGUACCUUGUAUGUCAAUAAUUAUUAUCAAGUAGGAAUCGGUAUAAUGUGUAUCUUAAGUUAUGAGCAUAGUAGACACGUAUCCAGAAUUUUUUUCUGGGAGGAAGGAGGGUAGGCUGAUAGCUUUGUUUAAUAAAUACCAUUACAAAGCUCAAGAACCCGUCCUAAGCCGUCCUGAAAAGCCUUCUCAUUUCCAACCAUCAAUACGUCUCAGGAGCAAAGCGUUUAACUAUGAUGUGAUAUGUUUUUAAUUUUCUUUUUCUGUCUGUGAAAAAUUAUCAAAAAUCUUGCUUCUAUCGUCAACAUCUAGUGAUACCAGAGAGGUGGUUUCUGGUGAUAAAUUUUGUUUAGUUGCGCAUUGAGGCAGUUAUUUUUUGAUUUUCCAAAAAAAAUAUUUCUUUAAUAUUUGGAAAAAAAUCUGGUAUAACUGUUUCUGUUAUUUUCGAUUUUGUUUUUUUGUAUUAAUUCAGUGAAAAAUACUCUGGAAAUUUCGAACUAACACUUAUAUUAACACUUUUUAAACGUACCCUGGAACAAGUAUGUAAAUAUUCUAUCAUUUUUUAAUUAUUUUUAAUAAUUUUUAAUUUUUAAACUGUCGAGUUUUUUUUUUGUUAUAUGCACCGGUACCGUAUUUAGGUAGGCUUGCCUCCAAUAUAAUCGUAUUUAUACCCCUCCCAAAAAUAUAAUUCAGUUUUAGGUAUUUUUGUGACUAAGAGAGGGGGGAGGGCUUGUCGACUCAUCCUCAGUAACUUCUGAAAUCCUAGCUACUACCCCAUGGUUAUUUUUGGCUUGAUACAGUAAUGACUCAAAAAAGGAGGGUAGUUAGGGUAGGUGCCUAUUUGGAUAUGAAAGUAAGUUUCCCCUCUUAAAGGUAUUACCUUUUUUUAUCAGAGGAAGUACAAUUAGAUGUCGUGAGUAUAGAUUUAACAAAAUUUAAAUAUCUAAGUAUCUAUGAGGAACAUAAUUGUUCCUCUAAAAUAAGUCUAGCCAAUUGUAGAGAAUUGCUUUAUUGAAUAUUAUUGUUUAUCUGUCGCGAACUGGAAUGCGCAUCUGGGCUGCAAAACACUGAAGAUGGAAAUAUACACGCAACUUAUAUUUUUGAUGGCGCUAAUGGUUUUUAUAAUAAAUUCAAGUAAAAACAUUUAAAAGAAAGACAUAAGACGUAGUUGAAUAUAAUACGACAAUUGCAUUUCAUAAGUAUUACAGUUCAACAUGGUUGGUCGGAGCCUAAGUCUAUGUUAAGACUAGAUCGUUCUUAACGGUGAACUUAUAGUGUUUUUAUAGAAUGUGUUGAAUUGAGAUUGUUUUUGUUUAUUGAUUUUCAAUUAUACAUAAUGUGGUACACAUAGUUAUCGAGGUACAAAAGUAUAAGUAUUUUGUUAUUUACAGAUUUAUAAGACAUUAAAUAUAGCACAUUAAUAUAACCGUGUUCUGAUACACGGAUAUCAUAAAAAUUGAUCAUGAUUUAUAAUUGUAUUUUAAUAUAAACAGUAUUAUGAGUAAUUUGUUAUUCAAAUGUUUUAUCAAAUAUAAAAUAUAUUGUAAUAAUUAAUACACGGGUGUAUCAUUACAAUAUGCUCAAAAUUUACUCAAAGAUUUUUCAUAAAAAGUUGUUCUUAUGACAAAUUAAAAAUGUAGAAAAUUAUGUAUUCAUGAUUUUUUUUCAUAAGCAUUAAAGCUCAGAUUUGUAAUAAAACUCAGGAAUAUCACCGGUGUUUUACCAUUUAUUUUCAAUCUUUUUUUUUUCUUGUAAUCCAUUAAUAGAUAAUUGAAGAUUGGAAAUAAAUAAUGGACUAAAAAUUUGAUUUUGAGUUAUUCUUGAUACAAUCUCACCAGUGGCCUCAGUACAUAGCUCUCAUUUUGUUAUGCCUUAUACACACUACUAUUAUGGUCGUGGAACAUAUUAUCACUCUCUAUAGGCUGUUGACGAUGGUACAUAGCUCAGUUUUUCGGGUGUAACUCUUUUUUUUUUUUUUGGUACUUAGUUCGUUAUUGAUUACCAAUCUUAAUAAUUAUUGUAGACACUUGAAAUAAUCGACGAAAAUCUACGUUUGGAUAUAUUAGCUUUUCAAAGAUGUGGUAUGAUUUUAGAAUAAUUUUUGGUAUUACUUGGAUAAAAAUAUUGUAAUUUAUUUUUAUCAGUAUAUUGAGUUAAAAUUUAUAUUAAAAUUCAUUAAAAACAAGAACAAUUGCAAUUUUGUAGCUACAAAUUAAUAAAUAAAUGUAUAGGUACUCUAUAUAUUUGCUAUAUCUUUUAACUUCCCACCUAUAACAAUCUUUCAUCCAUUGUGUAAAGUAUGUUCGGCUUUUUGUAACGGUUUUAAAAUUGUAUAGUAUAUACUAUAUAACAUAUAAGUAAUAAAUAAUAGUAUUAUACGUUUCUAACUUGUAUAAUCAUUGGUAUGUAUCUAUAUAUAAAUUGAAAUUGAUUAUAGUACAGCGUUUAUAAUAGUUGAAACUUUUAAAUAAACAUUGAGCAUUGCAGGAUAAACUUUUUCUGUGUUCCUUUAUAACUACAGUUUUCGAGUGUUCAAAAGGAGUUCGCAAUGAUGUUCGGGAAGAAUGGACAAUUGAUACUUUUAAUAAGUAAUCUAUACCGGCUAUACCUAUAGAAAUUAAAGUUUUUUUUUUUUUAUUGGAAACAAUAAAGUUAAGCUAAUAGAAAUAGAAAUAAUGUAGUAAGUAAUAUAUGUAUAUUAUAUAUGCAAUAUUGGCACCGAUUAAAUAUGGAAACAUUUAACAAAUAUUAAAUACCAAUUGUGUGGACAGGUUGCAUAUAAGUAUUAAGUAUGUUUUAGAAUUUAGAAUUUAAAAUAUAGCUAUAUAUGAAUAUAUGUAAUUAGAUCAAAUAUGUAGGUAAACGUCAUAUAUAAAUAUAUAAACACACGAAUGCUGUGUUUACACUAUAGCUGUAGUGCGUAUGUUGUCUAAAAUCGACACGUCCAUUUUUGCGGUGAUACAGUAAAAUAUCUAUCGAAAUUGAUAACUGAUCUUAUCUUUUAAUAUUCAAUAAAUAAUAAUAGUCUUUUAUCUGCAUGGUAAUUUAGAGAAUUCGUUUUUUGGUUUUCAUGCGGUUUUCAUAAUAUCUGGGAAAAACCGGAAUAAAAUGUUGGAAAAACGGAAAAUGUACGAAAUGUAGGUAUUAGUAAAAAACUAUUAUUGCCUUUUUUUUCUGUGCACAACUUUUCUACCAUUAAUUUCGCUCCGAUUUAAAAUUAUAGGACUUUUUCUGAAUGGAAAUCUGACGGGAAGGUACUUUAAGAAGGUAAUUUUUCGAUUUUCCCAAUAAAUGGGGAAAAUCGGUACAACAUUAAACAAAUAUUAUUAAGAAAAUAUAUAAUGCCUAUUUAAUUAGUUUACUACAAUGUGACAAAACAUCACUAUAAACUGAACUGCCCUCAGAAUGCAGCAAUGGUUUAUCGUUGUUUAUACAUAUGCGUUAAAUUACCUAUAACAGUGGUUGUACCCGUUUUCAUUAUCUUAGGAUGUCUUUUUUUUUUUACUUUUGUCAUGGAGAUUGCUAUAGAUUUGGUAUCCAAUAAUUUUCUUCUGAUAUUGAUAUAUUGUGAAUACUAUCGAGUGUACGUUAUUAACACCACUUUUUAAUUGCUAAAUCUAGAAAAUUAUAUAUAAUAAAGUAAAAACUAAACUAUAAUUAAAACUAAAUAUUGAAGUCAAAAUGAAUGGAAAAAUUUUUUUUACAAUACAAUUUGCAGAUAGUGGAAUAAUACACAUUUGUAACACCAACAUUUUAUUAAAAAAUUAUUUUCUUGGUUUUUUCUAAAAUACAUUUUUAAAAAAUUCUUAUAUUUAGUUUUGAAAAAUAUAUCAAGCAUAAGAAUGAUAUCCCAAGAACCUAGUAAGUAUUACAAAUAAUAAAAACCUAUAAAUACUGAAAAGAACAAAAGUUAUUGCAUAUAUCACAUCUCCGUGGGACACCCUAUAAUAUAGUAGCGGUGUUUUCAAGCAAAUUGCACCGGGGAAGGUAAUAUUAAAAUAAAAUAUUUUUCGAAAUCGGUAUUGAAAAAUAAAGAAAUUAGAUGUUAUGAUAGAAAAUUCGGAACAUCAUACGGAGCAUGGAGGAGGAGACAAUUAUCCCUUUAUCCCUACCGCCUCUAAGGGAUACUUCCAGUGUAUAAUUGAUCUGACUUUUGUAUCAUGAAUUACUGGCUACCUAUAUUAUCAUAGAAUGCGUAUUUUGGAACGAUAAAAAUGAUACCUUUUUUUUGUAACCGGUGAAAAUGUAAACAAUUUUGUAGGUUAAUAUAUACUAUAUAUAGACCAGCAAUAUCAUAAUAAUCCAUAUUAUUAUUCCCUGUUCGGCACUGGAUUUCUAUAUACAUUCAAGCGAUAAAUUCACAACGAACGAAUAUCCGUGCGGUAAAAGCAUAGUAUAUAUAUAUAUAAAAAAACACGAAUAUUUACAACCGGUAAUAAUGGUUUUUUUUUUUUUUUUUAUUAUUAUUAUAGGAAGGUAUAUUAUAUUAUAUAGUGACAUACGUGACAAAACACGGCAUACAGUAUGUAGGUAUAUUAUAGAGGCCCGCGUAAAAAUAACGAAAUAAAAGUCAAUAAAAAAAAAGCUUUGAUGAUUCCGUAAUAAUAUGUCACCCCGUCAGUCGCGAUCGUAUAUAUUAUAUAGGUAUACUAAGCACGUUACUGGGCGGGGGAGGGACGUUCGCGCAAGCACCGGCGUAUUUUACGAGCCGUGAAAAGACGGGUGUCGACGCGGCGAAGGCGGCAGCGAUUGAAGUCUGUGUUGGUCGACGUCGGAGAGCAGUUUAUUGGUUUAUGAAUUUCGUAUUUGUGUACGCGCGCGCGCCGCCGCCACCGCCGCACGAUAGACGCGGUCCAACAAGUCGCGACCGACGACGACAACGGCGACGGACGAGGCGGAGGAGAAUGUUAUUAUACAGAAACCCGGACGGGCGCUUUCGUUUGUUUGCGUACACAUAUUAGAAUAAUAAUAAUAUUACACGUGUGUGUGUGUGUGUGUACGUUUUACGGCCUCUAACGCCGACACGAAACGAAAACGGUAUGAUUUCACCAUUAGCGGAUUAAUGGACACACACACACGAACACCCCGACCCCGACCCCGGCAGCGGGUACAGACCGAUUUAUUACACCUCUUCUUCGCCCCGCUCGCCGCGCGCGCGCACCCUAACCCCGGCGGCGGUGCACAACACGACACUAUAUUAUUAUACGUGUGCAGUUUGUAUACACACCAUAUAAUAUAUAAAUAAUAUAAUAUACGUAUAUUACGUGAACACCCACCCUCGUCGUCAUUUCUCCUGUGGUGUGUGUGUGUGUGUGUGUGUGUGUGUGUGUGUGGGUAUGUGUGCGUCCGUCCGUCCGUCUGUCCGACUUACGCGCCCUCGCGGGGUUAGAGUAAAUUGAACGCUAAAUCGCGUACGGUCGCCGUGAGAGAGAAAAGGGCGCGUGAUUUUCCACUACCUCGGCAAUACCAACGAGUUUGGUUAAACGCAUGUGCAUACAUAUAUAUAUGUAAUAUCGUCGUGCGCAUGCCUGUACAAACUCGCGGUUUAUAAAAAAAAAAAAAGAGCUGAUACUGAACAUGGGUGUGUCACUGUUGUUGGUGGAAAGUUGAGAAGCUGUGAUACAUAAAGUUAUUUAAUGUAUACCUGUUAUCUGUAAUCAACGAAAAACGAUUUGGAGCAAAGUUCGGUUAUACGUGUUUUGAAGGCCGCAAUAUUUAUGAUUUUCGUCAAUAUUUAAUAUUGAAACUCUUCUAAAAAAAAAAAACUAUACUUGGGCUAAUAUUAUUAACUAAAUUACAACAAAUAACAAAACUAAAAAUAAUAAAAACAUUAUUUUCAUAAAUUUCGUUUUAGUAUUUUUCAGAUAUUCUGAAAACUGCUUAGAAAAUCAAAAAAUGACCCCCCCUUAAAGUACCAUUUAGACAAUAUUCCCUUUCAGAAAUGGUGCCACAUGUACAUAUUGAAAAAAGACUCCUAGUAGACAUUUUUGUCAUAAUAUAAAAAAAUAACAAUAAUAAUAAUAAAAUAAACAUCUUUGUAAAACCAAUACAUUUCGUUACACUUAGAAUCUAAUAUUGAAUGUAGACAUGUAGUAUAAAAUUGCGUGCAAAUUUUAGUAACAUAAAACAAUUGAAUAAAUAGAAUCUGGUCAGUUUUAUAUGGAUAGCUAAAAAAUGAAUGGUUCACAAUAUCACGGAAAAAUAAUUCGUUAUAAAGUAGUUUUGCUCUUAUAUUUUGUAUCUAUGAGUCCCAUUAAAAAAAUGCUCCAGAGGCCUUUGUUGUGCCAGACCGACACUAGAUAAUGUUGUUAUCUUUAAAUUUGUUAAUAAGUAAUUUAAGGUUUAGGUUAGGUUAACAUUAGUGGUGCACUCUUAUAACGCUUGGAAAAUCAAAAAAAUGAUCUCCUUAAUGCACCAUCUAGCUUCAAAAUGCAACUAAGUUCUCUUGUCAUUUUUUGAUUGAAGCAAGAUUUUUGAUAUAAAAGUUACUCAUAGACACACGCAAAACAAUAAUAAUGAUAAAAUCGCACAAAUCAUAGCAAAACCUAUACGUCUCUCACUCCACUCAGAAUCAAAAAAAUUAAAAACUGAAUUGCGACGAAAGCAAACAAAAAAUAUAAAAAUACUACGAUUUAGAAAAAUGAAAUGUGAUAGAAAAUAUGUGAUAAAAAAAACAGUCUUGAACUGAUACAGAGGUACGUUAUCUUGAAUAAUAGAAUUUACAAUAGAAAUUUCGGAAGCAUCUUUAAUGGAUGCAAUUUAAAAAAAAAAUUGUAUACACGUGAAUAGUUUUCACAGAAUACUUGUUUUUUCAUACAUUUUGUCGAUUUUUGAAUCAUUUAUAAGCAUUGGACAUUUUAGAAUUUGUUUUAAUUUUUAUUAGCUAUUAUAUCUUUAUAUGAAUAUAAUUAUUUGAGCCAACAAAAAUAAUUAAAAUCUUAACACAAAGUUCAUAAUAAGUUGUACUUAUUGGCUGAAAAAAAAAGGGUCUAGCGUAAUGCAAUAUUUUUUUAUGGGCAUUUUACGAUCAAUAUUUGAUGAAAAUCGUAAAAUUUAUGGCAUUUCAAAACACUUGGCUAAGUAUCGUUCUUUUUAUUUGUUUUCAUUCAGUUAAAAAUAAUCAUAGAGACAUGAAGUUUUCACUAAAUUAUACUAAGUUAUAUUAACAUUUUUUAAACGUAAUUAUAUUUUUAAAACAUUUUGAUGUUUUUAAGUAAUAGCCAUUUUUAAUUUUUUUUAGUUUUUAUACAAGUAAAAUUUGUUUGUCUUUUCAAAAAUAAUUUAAAAUUUAGUACAAGAUUCAUCAUAAGUUGUUCUUAUUGGACUAUACAAAUUUCGAAAAUUUCUUUUAAAAUCAUUUAUACCUACAUCAAAUUUUGAUGAAACCCUUAAAAAUAAGGUAUUAUCCAAUUGACAUAGAUAAAAUUAUUUUGACUCAAAAUGUUCAGAAAUUUGAGACGCAAAAACAUGAACAAUUUAUUUUUUAGUUACACAUUAAUAAAAUGUUCAUUAAUUUAAGUUUUUUCAAAACAUAAUUAACCAACAAUGCUCACAAUUUUUUUCACAGUUAUUUAUCAUACAGAUAUAAAUUAAAUUUCUCUAUAAUAUAUAUUAUAUUCUUCCUUCCGAACUUCCUGUCUACAACUGUGGCCUACUCAUAAGCAGUAUCAUUUUGUACGAGGAGCGUAGCGACGUACCUUCAGAACACCCGAAAUGUAGUGACUUUUUUUUGUAAGCAUAUAUUUUAUUAUUAAACAUUAUUUAAAUAAUUUAUUUAAUAUACACGUAAUGUUUUAAGUUCUUUAAUUGAAAGUUUCAUGACUAAAUAAAUAUUUUGGAACAUUCAACUAUUUUAUUAACUGCACUGAUAACAAUCUUUACUAUAUAUGCGUAUUAUCACGAUCGAACUUAACGAAUUUAUAAAUAUAUUAUAUGUUUGUGACGACAUGCCACUUAUUGACUAUAAUAAUAUGCAUCAUUACAUUUUAACAAUUUAUAUGUUAAGUUAUCUGAUAUUACACACGUAACAUCUAAUCGAAAGGAGGGUGUGACUCUGCUGAAAUCAGAAGGCAUGAAUAAAUUGGUUUUCAUUCAGUAAUCCCUGGGUCACCGGGAUUACAGGAUUAUUAGAUAUAACCCCUCUACUUUUAUUACUUUUCACGUACCGAACAUACGAAUAUGGGGGGUUCAUGUCUUUUGAUAAAUUAUAGUACAAAAUUAUAACUCUCCGAAGCCCAAAUAUUGUGCAUUUAUUAUUUACAAAAUAAAUUAGUAUACCGACAGUAAAAGCACAUUAUUGCAUUUCUAUACUAUUCCGACUGUGUUUAUAUAUUCAAAUUCUGCAUUUGAGUUUUUCAUUUUAGAAUUCGUCGAUUACAAUCACAUUUUAUUUAGGCGAACUUUAAUCUCAAAAAGUAUUUAUAAUUCAAAAUUGUUGUAUACAAAAUGUAUUUUAUUUUUGCUAAUAAGGUCUGGUUCCAAAAUCGAAGAGCAAAAUGGAAAAAACGCAAGAAAUCAACAAACGUUUUUAGGAGCCCUGGCGCUCUGUUACCAUCCCAUGGAUUACCACCAUUUGGGUCUAUGUCCGACGGUCUAUGCCCCACCUCAAUGUUCAGCUCUCCAGACACCAGAUGGGGUGUAACCAGCAUGGCUACAGGUUUAAUAUAAUUUACCUAAUACCAGUGUCUCGUUGUAGAAAUAAAUUUCAACUGGAUUUGCUUUAGUCUUAUAUAAUUGAUUUUUAUGAAUAGCGAUAUGUGCUUAUCUAGUUUAAUUUUGGCGUUCAAAAGUAGAUACUUAUUAUAUUUAUAUUGUAUACGUGCAUACCAAGUAUUAUUAUUAUUGAUCCAUUAGCUAUUACCUAUACAUAAUAAUACCUGUAAAAUCUGGUUAAAUGUAAAAGAAAUUUGGUCCAACUAGUCUACCAUGUCUGUAAAACAAAAAUAACGCGAAAAAUCACGUAAGGAAAUGUCACACAUUUAUUUAGAAUUAAAAAAGUUACACAACCUUUGUGACAAAUGUAACUUAAUAGUUAAUCAAUAAACCUUAGUAACGUUAAAUGCCAAUUCCACCUAUUAUUUUUAACUUAAAACGAAUUAUCUAGAUGACUUAAUUAUUUAUUUCAGAUAAGUAAAAGUUCAAAUGACUUACCUGUUUCCCAUUUUGGGUUUUUCAUCUGGAUAGAAGAUAAAAAUAAAAAUUUACCUUUAAAAUACAACACUAUUUGCUAUUCACGGAUGUUUCUAAAUUGUAUUUGUAUUUUUUUUAAGUAAACUGAUAAAACGCUUAUAGCACAUUCAAUAUGUUUUUUUCGAUAUAAUUAUUAGUUUAUUAACUAGCUGUUUUAGUGCUGAUGUGCCGAUUUUUAUUUGUGUUCAUAUAUGAUUCAAAUAUUAUUUCUUUCGAUUAUCUAAAAUAUAAAACGUGUUUAGGGCUCAGUCAGCUAACCAGCGGCACUGUUACCAUGAGCGGAUACAACCAUCAGAACUCGUCGCUCAGCUCCAUGCCAAUCACUACGAUGGCUACCAACGCUCAGAAUGUGUACCAGGCCCACUAUGGUCUUAAUUCACUAGGCAAGUAAAAACUAAUUAAACUGUUUAUUUUAUAAUUAUUAGUAAUUAAUACAGUUCAAUUAUUAAUAAGUAAAUCAAAUAAGUUUCUAAAAACUGUUAAAAACGUAUUUAACAAAUAGUGGAUUGUAUUAGUAAACAUAGAUAUACCUAUUAUGUUAAAAUUAGGAGAAAAUAGCGCGCACAAUAUGUUACAUAUUCUUCCUAUACUUUAUCAAUACUUUGCAGCAAAAUCUAAACACAAAUAAAAUUAUCAUAAUUAAUUAUUUAUAAAAUUACAUUUUUAGUUAAGUAUAGGCAACACUCGUAUAUAAACGUCAAUAGGUAAAUAUAUUAUACAUAUAUUAUUAUUUUAGAAUUUAGAUAAUUGAUCCCCUUCGAAUACCUCAUCGGCACCACCCGGUAUACACUUUAAAUAAAUAAAUAACUCUUCUAUUAUGAAAACUAAAAUAUGAUACUAUCAAAAUUUUUAAUUUACAUAUAAAUCUUAUAUUAGUUAACAUAAUUUUAAAUACGUAUUACGUAUGUUACGGUAUAUGGAUGGACAUCAAUAAGUGAAUUCAAAAUAGAUAUUUUCUUUCUAACACCAAUUUUUAGUCCAUCAAUCUGAUUGUUGUAGUGAAGUGAUAUGAUUUUCAUUUAGCGUGAAGUGUAUAAGUGUGAUCAGUUAGGCCACUCUUCUGAUUAACAGUUCUAACAUUUUUAAAAAUAUAAAAAUAUAAGUGAAAAAAAGACCAGUUCGAUCUCAUGUAAAAAGAGUGUAUUUCAGAAUUUCAGUUUUCAGAAUUCUCACUUAUUUUCACUACAGUGUCGUAACUAGAACAUUUUUUUUUUUUUUUGGGAGGGGGGAGUUGAUAUGAAUAUUUGUUAAAAAUAUCAAGACAAAAUCAUAAAUAACAUAUACUAAUCACAAAAUUAUAUUAAAACUAUAUUUAUUACCUACCGAACAAUUAAUUUUCCUAACGGACACCUCUAAAUAGCGGACAUUCAAAUAGCAACCGUUUUUUGGGGAACGGGGAUAUUUUCACUACUUGCAUACAUGAAAGCCUCUAAAUAUAAAUACGGGACAAUAAAUAACGGACACUUUCACCCUCUAAAUAGCGGAUAACUCAGAAUAACGAACACAAUUUCAGUGACCGUGAGUGUCCAGUAUUUAGAGAUCUGACCGGGAAGGUACUUGAAGGAGAUAAUUUUUCGAUUUUCCCAGGAGUUUUCCUAAUAAAUGAGAAAAAUCGGGAAAAAACCUGAGAAAAUCGGUAAAAUAUUAAACAAAUAUUAUUAAAGAAUAAAUAUAAAGCCUAUUUAAUUGUUUUACUAUAAUAUGACAUAAAUAUUGUCGACAAAGCAUCACUAUCAACUGAACUACGCUCAGAAUCGUUUUUUGUUUGCAAUGGUUUAUUAUUGCUUACAGAUAUAGAAUAAAUUCCCUUCUGUAUCUUACCUUCUCAACUUCCCGCCCACAACAGUGGUUGCGCCCAUUCACAUUACCCUAGGACGACUUUUUUUGUUAUUUUAGAUAUAUAGGCCCAGCAAUGAAAGUAUUAGUUUUAAUAUGAUGUGUAUUUUUUUUUUAUAUCUAUAAACAACUUUUCUACUAGAAAUCAUGCUCCAAAUUAUAGAGUAUAAUACUUUUCUGAAAGAAAAUUUUGUCUAGUUGGUGCAUUUAAGAGGUUAAAAAUAAUUGUUUAUUUUUGUUUUGAUUCAAUUAAAAAUAUUUGCAGAGACUUGAAAUUUGGACAGAAAACUUAUAUUUGCCUUUUCUAGACACGGUAAAAUUUUCAAAACAUCGAUGAGCUAUUUAUAGACAUUUUAAUUAAACAAAUCUUGUACGUAAUUUUUAUUCGGUAAGUACUUUGUGGAUAAACUUAUUAAGACUAAAUAGCAAUAUUUGAAAAUUUGAUAAGAAGUUCAUUAUAAAUCGUAUUUAGUGGUCAAACAAAAAAAAUUGAGUAUAAUGAAGAAUUUUUUUUAUACACAUUUUGACAAAAAUCGUAAAUAUUACAAUCUUCAAAAACAUGUGUAACGGAACUCCGCUCAGAAUCGUUUUUCGUUAACAAUGAUUAAUCGUUGUAAUAUUCCCCUCUAUAUCCUAGCUUGCCAAAUUUUCACUUAAAAUAGUGGCCCACCUACCAUGCGAAGUAUGUCUGUCUUUUUUUUCCUGUCUGUUAACAACUUUUUUACCAAAGAUCAUUCUUCAACUAAAAAAUUAUAAUAGAAGUUUUACGUAAUAUUUUAAAUCUAGAAGAUCAGCAUCAGUAGAUUGCAUUGUAUGUGUAAACGACAAAAUACUUAAUCCACCGCUAGCUGCCAUAGACCUAUAGUGUCAUUUUAUAGUUGGAAAAUAGCAUAAUGUCUAACUUCGUAUUUGUAUACUUUAUACACACUAUCAAUCUAAGAGAAUCAAUGAUUGAUUGUUCUAAAAUUGUGUAAUUUUCUCAAAAAUUGAAUAUUGUUAAAUAAAAUUUUUUGAGAAAAAAAACAAUAUGUAACAUCUUAAAAUAAAUACAAUUAAUUACCACAGAGAUUUCUCUUCUUUUUUUUCAAACGAAACUCUCGGUAUAAUAAAUAUAUUUUAAUGUAAUAAAUUGUUUUUAGACAUCCAUCUUGAUACGCUCUAAGUUUUUUAAAUUUUAUUUUACUCGGAGGAAUACCACAUAAAAAAUUAUGAUAAACUCUGAGAGUUCUUUAUAAUCAUCUGUCAAUAAUGUGGUCAAUAUUGUAUGGUUUUCAAAAUCCAGUAAAAUAUUGUAAUCAUUUCCUAACAUAUUAAUAAUUACUUCAUCCGUGAUUCCUGUAAAUAGUUUUUAUGGUUUAUUUCAGCCCACUUUCCAUGUUUAAACCAUUUAAAUAAAGGUAUAUCCUUAGGUUUAAAAAUCAAUGAAAUAUAAUAUACUUUGUAACAACUGCAGACAAAACUUUUUCAGAAAUUUGAUGUCUACAUCUAAAAAAUAAAAUAUCUCGUCCUAUAUCUUUCAUUUGAGUAACACGCAGAUGCCACAGUCUUUCAGUAUUUGACACGGUUGUGUCAAACACAAAUGUUUGUACUUUAUCUGUUGACUGUUAAUAAUCUAUUACACCAUGGAAGAUAUUUCCAAUUACUCAGUAUACAAUUCUAGAAUACCUAAUAAUUGUUCCACACUUGGACUUUUUUGUAUGGUCGCUAAUCUAUGAACUAAUUUUCCAGAUUUUUUAUUUUUUAAUAAUUUGGUAUCCCAAUAAAUGAAUAUAGACUCAACAUUUAAAUUGGAAAAUGAUUCUGUUACUUGCUUAUUAUUAGAUUUUCGAUAGAUGUUCAGGUUCUGUUUUCUGUGAGAAGUUCCUUAUCACAUACAUACUUAUACAGUUAAAUCAGUUAUUUUUAGAACAUAUUUUUACUAAUACGGUUUAACUUUACAAACAAAUGUAAGGAUAAUUUUUUUUAGGAAAUAAAUAAUUCGUACUACCAUAAUGAUGGUAAUCAAUUUUUCAUAAAAUAAAAAUUUAAGUAUAGGUAUACGACAAAAUGUGAAAUUUAAAUUUUUUUAUUUAUAAUUUUGAGUUUAUGUCGCUAUGUGUUAAUUAUGUUUGAUCAACCUCAAACAUUUACAGAUACUAUUUAUAGACAUAUUAGAACAAAUUCCCGGUCGAUGCUCUUCAAAAUUAAUAACUUCAAAAAUAAGUGGCACACUAAGAACAUCAAAAAUGUUCAAUUUAAAGGUUUUGGUGUCUCUAAUUAUUUUUUUUCUGGUUUUUGAUAAUGGAACGACUUAGGUAAUUAUUGUAUUUAUAUCAUUAAAUUCUGAGUUAAUGAAAUAAUCAUAUAGUACUGAAAUAAUCAGAUAGAUAGCUAUAGGUAAAUAGGUAUAGUAAGAAUAAACCCGCAACCCGAAAUGUGGCCUUUUUGCUCUAAAUAAAUAAGAAUAUUUCUUGAAAACAUGAAUGGGCGCGUCGUUAACAAUUUGUCCACAUAACGAAUCAUAGCCUUCUAGCAUUAAAACAUUAACAAAUUCGUACUGUCAAUGAAAUAACGUCAUAUAGUUAGAAAAUGCUCUCCUGAACAAUUUAGAAUUUUCGAUAUAUAAUCCUCUUGUACUAAAAGUGCAAUAUGAUAAAGUAUAAAGUGAUAUUACACAAAAUAAUUUACAGUUGCUUUAUAAGGAGUAGGUAUUGACAGGAAUAUUUUAACAUAAAGGUGUGAAAAAAACUAUUUGAUGUCUUCUUAAGACUUAGCUAUAUAAAUAAUUAGGUACCUAAUGUUAUGUCAUAUUUGUUUUGAAAGUAUAAUUAUGACACUGUAAUUUCGUAUUAGAUUGCGUUUAGAAGGAGAGAUUAUUGUACAUUUUUAAUCAUAAAAAUAAAAAUUGAAGUAAAUGUUUUCUAUAAUUUAGGUGAAUAGAAGUAAAACAAGUAUAUUGUCGUACAUAUACUAUAUUAUAUCUAAUUUAAAAUAACUUUCAAGUUUAAGAAACUUAAAAUAUUGACAUUGAUAAAAUUAUUAUUUAUUAUAACUAGGUACAAAUAAUAUGAAGUCGAUAAUUAUAAUUAUAAAUAUUGGUGUCCUUUUUUUUUGUUCGUAAACAAUUUACAUGUAUAUGUCGUAGAACAUAUAGAAAAUUACUCUUUGCAAUGGGGUAGCCCGUUUGCAAACUACUUAUUAUUUUUCCAAACGGUCUACUGUUUUCAGGCUCAUUGCAUACAGACUAAUAAAAGUUAAAUUUUUUAAGAACUAUAAUAAUUAUAAUGUAGUAAUAACUAUUUUAUUUAUUUUAUUUUAUGGGUAAUUUAUUACUUUUACAAAAAAAAAAAAGAUCAAUAGAAUUAUUAUAACAUGUAAACUAAAUAGUUUGAAUAAGUAUAGUACUUAUUGUAUAAUAUAAUAUUUAUUUUAUAAACUGUAUUAAUGGCAAGUAUCAGUGAAGUUUAGAUUAUUUUAAAGUUUUUGACAAUUGUAUAACUAGUUUUAUUUUACAUUACUAAUAAAAAAGAAAAUAUGUAAAAUAUUUACUUAUUGUUACAUGUAAAUUUUUCGUGUUAUAUUUUUUAUUUAUAUUUAUAAAUUAAAAUAAAAUAUAUUUAUUUAUAUUUUAUUUUUUAUUAGUAAUAAAAAAUAAAACUAGUAAUACAAAAGUCAAAAACUUUAAAAUAAUCUAAACUUUUCUGAUACUCGCCAUUGAUACAGUUUAUAAAAUACAUGUAAUACUAUAAUGUGUAAUAAUAAUUAUACAUAUACUUAUUCAGUUUACAUGUUAUAAUAUUUCUGUUGAUUUUAUUAUUUUUUAAAGUAAUAAAUUAAGUACCCUUUAAAUAAAAUAAGUAAAAUAGUUGUUACUAUAUUAUAAUUAUUGUAGUUCUUAAAUGGCCUAACUGCUGUCAGUCUAUAUGCAAUAAGCCUGAAAAACAGUAAGUCUUUUUGAAAAAUAAUAAGUAGUUCGCAAACGGACUACUCCAAUGUAAAGAUUCUAAUCUUUUCGCAAAAAGAUUAAUUUUCCAUAUGACCUACGACAUAUAUAUACCUAUAUAUAAUUAUUUAUUAAAUUUCUUAUUAUAUUAUCAAAAAAUUAAUACGUAGAUAGAUUUAUAAUCACAUAAAAACAUAUCACUACAAACCUAAGUAAACCCUUUAAAAUAGUUAAAUAGGUAAACUACACACAUAGUAUUAUAUACUAUUUAGUCAACUUCGGACUUUUAACGUAGUAAUAGAAUCAAUUUUUGUCUUAAUUAUAGGCGAUUCGAACAAAUGGCGAUUUUCCAAAGAACAAUUCAAACCCUUUCCAGCUGACUCUCAGUUAUUUUGAAAUUCAAGUGAUGAUCAAGUGUGUUCGUAAGUAGAAUCGCACGGAACCAUUGUAUAUAUAUGACUGAGAUCGUUUUUAAAAACUUUAGAAUUAGAAAAAAAAUAACAUCGAUUAUUUUGUACACAUUGUACAAACAAUAUUUUACAAUUUAUAUAUAAAUAUAAAUCCACAUUAAUAUGUAUACUGUAUAUAGGCAAUAGGCAUUAGCGUUGACGAUUAAACAUUUAUCUAUUAUAUGAAUGCACAUUUUGCGUACAGUGUCUAAUUAGCAAUUGCCAUUAGUUAUAACUUAUGAUUUAAAAUGUGUAGAUACCUGUAAAGUAACAUUAGUUGCCACUUAUGUAAAUUAGGUCAGCAUUCAUUGUGUUUUAACUACCCUCGCGUCACCACUGAUACAUAAUAUUAUUAAGCACUAUUCUGCAUUUUAUUUUAUUAUAUUUUUAUUUAUUACCUUACGUUUCAGAUCCAGUGUUUUACAUGCAUGACAACGGCACAAAUAAUUCAGUGUCUACAAAUGCAGACGUGACGGAGCCGAUCAACUGAUCAAUUUUUUUUCUUACAAAAUAUUAUUAUUAUUAUUAUUAUUAUUAUUAUUAUUAUUAUUAUUAUUAGUGUUUGGUGAUGCGUUCUUAAGAUUAAGCAUUUUUUUAAACUAUCAAUUAAAAAUAACUCCCGUAGUUUACAAUAUGUAAGACUAUAGCGGCAAAGCCGUAUAAAAAAUAUGUGCCUAUAUCCUAUACUACUAUACCUAUACCUAUAAAAUUAUAACCACACUCAUCAACCGUUUAUGUGUUAAAUAGAAUAUAAAAGUUAUACUUUACUGUUUUUUACAAAAUAAUUGUUAAUAUGCUAUCGUAAAUACGAUGACUAUAUUAUUAUAUAAGCAUGCCUGCCUUUAAUCUGUAUACGAACUUAUGAAUUUAUUGCAUUUAUUCCAUUUCAAUUUUUAAUAGAACACGGAAUAUAGUAUUAAGUUAAAUAAAUAAAUAAAACACAUUAUUUAGUUUUCUAUAAAUAUACAAACCAAAGACAAGUAUAAGGAGAAUUGAUCAAUCAAAAUGUUUAAACCGUAUUAGGUGCCCUUUUUUUUCAAUAAUUUUCUUUUUACGUUAUGAUUAAUGAGAGAUAAAAAUGUCAAACGUUUAUUGUUGAAUAUCACCAAAUUUAUCCGAAUACAGAACUAUACGGAUAUCAGUGUACCAUUUGCAGUAAAUUAUUCUAUUAAAAUUGUUAUCAAAUAAAACAAAAUAAAAUUUCUAAUCUAAAAAAUCAAUACCUAAUCAAUUUCAUAUCAAACUUUUAAACCUAAAUCAUUUUUUAUGUACAAAUAUUGUCAAAUGAUAAAAGUUUGAAAAAAUUAAUCUAAUUAUUACAAUAAUAAUACAGCACAUAUUAUAGUCCUCCAACAUUAAAUUGUCUAUCAUACAUUUACCUAUUACAAAGUAUACGUUUGUAUAUAUUUAAUUUUUUACGCGAUGUUCUAAAAUAUAUCUUAUAUUUUUAAUAUGUAGGUGUAUCUAUUAAAUCCAAAAUAAUUUAAACAUUUAGAUAUGUAACAUUGCUUUUUAUUAAACUCCUAAAGUUUUUGAAUAAGGUUUAGUUAACCUAUACUUGACAAACUGUAAAAUGCUCGUUCAAUUCAAUGCAUAGGUUCAAUCUUCAUUUAAAACUAUUUUUGACAUGCGACAGUAUACGUAUUUCUAUAUCUACCUACAAUACCUAUACCUACUUAAUUGAUGUGCAUUUAUUUAUUUUAAGUUGAGUUUACAAUAGGUACUUACUUUGUUAUUAUGGAACAUUUUUAAGUAUUUAACGCAUAAUUUAUUUUGACAAUAUAAUC